AUGAGCCCUGUGUCUAUAGAAAAGAGGUAAAACAGAAAGGCAACUCUGACAGAACGUUUUGAUACCUUCGCUUUGAUAUUUUCGUUUAAAUUUGAUUUCAAAACACUUAUAACGAAUAUAAAUAUUAUUACCGAUUUUCAAGUCUCUAAGGUUAUGUAUAACUGAAUUACAGCAAAAAAAAAAAAAAACCCGAAAAUUAAAAUUCUUUAAAAGUGGCUCAAAAGUUUUGGCAAUGAUACCAUAAGAAAGUAAAUUAAAAAAGCAACAAAAAAUGCAUCUUGUGAUUUUUCGAUUAAAUUAUUAUUUCUGGUAGAAAAUGUCGUCCGUGUUACAACAAGGACGCAAUUCACCUAGUAUUUAUUAAGUUACAACAGGGACGCAAUGCAUCUAGUUUUAUAAAAAUGGGAAGCAAUUCACCUACCGCUCUAAUAUGAUUAGUAUACGGCUAUAUUUGUCUAUGUAUAAUACUAUGCGAAAAUUCGAGCAUGGUCAUAGAGUAAUAUAGAACAUUUUAAAUUGUAUCGUGAAGCACAAAUGGACUCUGGGCAGGCUAGCCACUUUUAGAAGAAAAUAAUUAUUGCACUCACUUCUACCAGUACUAACUAGUAGUCACCUAAACAAUAUUGUAACAUGUAGGGAAUAAUUGAGAACAAUAAUCUCUAGUAGUUAAUAAUUUAUUUAAUUUGGUGUUUCUAUUAAAUUAAAUAAAUAAAUAUUAAUUAUUUUCAUAAUCUAUUUAUUGCCAUGAAUAUUAUACAUACUCGUACAUAAUAGAUAUUAUUAUAUUACACAAAUAAAAAAAGGACGUAGGAUAAUGGGGACGGGUGAAGUCACAGUCAUAGAUAAUUUAAUGUUUACAUGUGAGCAACGAUAAACCACAACAAAAAGGGGAGGGGAGAUCAAUUGAUAAUGACGUUUUGUCAUUAAUAUAUGUCAUUUUAUAGUGAAAUAAUUAAAUAGGCUUUAUAUAUUUUCUUUAAUAAUAUUUGUUUAAUGUUGUACUGAUUUUCCCAGUUUUCCUACGUUUUUCCCGUUUUUGUCGGUUUUUUAAAUUUGAUAAGAGAACGGUUGAGAAAAUCGAAAAAUGACUUCCUUAAAGUACCUCCCCACAUCGAUUUCCAAAAAAAGGUACUACAUUUAAAAAUCUGAGUAAGUCUUCUGGUAGAAAAGUUGGACAUAGAUAAAAAAAAAUAAACAUAUUUGUAAACUAUAAGCUUCUCGUUCCACUCAGAAUCUAAAUUUUUUUUACAUUUAAGAAAAAAAUGAAUACAAUAAUAAUACCUACAUAAUUAUUAUAAUCAUGUAAUUAAGAAUAUAAUAUUUUAAUCACACCUCAUUCUAAUUUUAAGACUUACGGUAGUUAAAAAAUUCUAACAAACCGAUUUUACGUGCUUAUAUUAGGUAGCAUACAUACAUUUUGUAGACGUUUUUUUAAGGUCCGAGUUUCUCCUAAUAGGUUUUAAUAUUUCUCGAAUCUUUUACAGCAUCUAAAACUAAUUUCCCUUCAACCGUGGACAUACCAUUUUUAUUACAUACAAUCAUACAAAUAUUAUGUAAAGUCAUCAAAAUCAGACUUCUAAUAAUAAAAAAUACAUAGCAUUAAUUUGUUGAUAUCUAUAGAAUUUAGCGGACAAGUAGGGAGCAGUUGGACUCUCGAUAAGGGUCUAUGACCCAACAUUAAUUGACUUCACUACUAUAGUCCGGCUGACGAGAAAUCGCUACUGAGUGGUGACCAAAACUCGUCCGUUCUGGAGCAUUCCUGCGGCAAGUAGACAGUAGAGCGGUAGACAUUUGGGCACGAAACCAAGGAGCUCGUUCAUUUAGAUGCGCCAAGGAGUAGCGUUCUCUCACCGGCCGGAGUAUAAAACACGGAUAUAUAUUUAACGAUCUCUCUAUAUUACUUUAUGAGCACGUUGCACGUAGUAGAUAAUCAAUUAUACAUACAGUUUGUUGUUUGUGUCGUGUCUCGUUUCUCGUGUGAAAUCCUGCAUUCAAUUCUAUGUAUCUCUAAUUGUGGAGACACACUUGACGGGAACCAAUUGCACAACGCUACAGUGUCACCACACCAUGUGAAACCAUAAUUAAAAAAACAAUGUAUUUUCAACAGUGUCGCCACAGUGCCAUUUCUGUGGUACCACAGAAAAUGGGAACAGAUUCUUUUUCCCCAUAGACUUUAUACUAAUAGACUGGUCUUGCCUAUAAAAUAGUUAACCUAACCGGUCAGACGUACUUCAGUUAUGUACAGUAUAAGUGUUUUCGGUGUGAUAUCAGCUAUUUUUUAUAAAAACAAAGUCACGAUAUUAUUUGACUUUGUUAAACCUGAAGAUGAAUUUUGAAUUUUAAACUGGUCGUUCAUUUUAAACCUAAUAACAGAGGGUCCGGCGUCAUCGUCGCUGUAACAACGAAACUGGUGGGAUGGAUAAAUGGCGGAUUGGGGUAUAAAUAAAGUUUACGUCGUCAUCGCCACAGCAACGAGAGUAGAUAUACGUAGAAUACGAAAAAUCGGACUUGAAAGUACUUGAAAAUUUUUUGUGGUAACUUUUAAUCCAUCUAACCAAUCUGCUUGCCUGUAACCAAUUCCCUGUUCCUAUCUGCACAAUAUUUCUGAUCGAUUAAUACCUUAUAUGACCUUAUAUGUUCAGCCGUUUGGCCUGUAGAACUGGCCGAUGGAUUACCAUGAAUUAGCACGGUUUUUAAUUGUACAACUCGGUUUCUUGUUACUAUAAAUCGGUGGCUACUGCGCAAUUUUCUUUUUACUUAGGUUCGCGCCACUAUUGUCACGCUGGAUUAUUGUUCUACUAUUAUAUUAUUAUUAUUAUUAUUAUAUUGUAAAAAAAAAAAUGUUAAUAUUAAUAUUAAGAGGGAAGAAUGUGGUAACACUAUAAUUGUUAAUUAAGGUUAGUUGUAUGUAUUUGGUUAUUAUGUGGUUAAUAUAUACUAGUGACCACGUUAUGACACGUAUAAUCGCACCAUGUUAAUUGUUUAUUGAUUUAUUUUAUACCUAUCCAUAGCAAGUUAUUACAAUUAUCUUCCAGAAAAUGUAUUCAAAGUGGAAAACAAGUGGUUUUACCGUUUUCUUUGCAUAAGUUGAUUUUUUUUAAUAAAAUCAUAUCACCAUGUCCACUUUAUUAUAUAAUUGCAGAAUAUGAGUUUUUUCACCUUGUAAAGAUGUGUUGAACAAAUUAAGUUUUUCAAAAAUGUUACAUAAAUAUGAUAAUUUGAUUCAACGAUUCAAAAAUGUUUCAACGAAAUCAUUGUUGAUUUAAAAAUAUCAAUGUAAUUUACCUCGCGCCUCCCAUGUUAUGUACUUACGUCUCCCAAGGGAUAUUAAUAUUAUAAUCAUAGCACAUUUUUGUUGUUGUUCGAUUCUCAAUUAUUUAAAAUAAAUCUACUGAUUUAUAAAAUGUAUAGUAACGAAAGCAACUAUAAACACGCUUGGGCAAAUAGUUCGUUCAGGAGUUUUUAUGAAGAAGGAUUAUAGAAACAAAGCAAUUAAGAUAUCGACCAUCGAGCAACUUUGCAAUUGGAUACUAAUAGAAAUAUCAAUCAGUUAUUAUGUAAAAUGUAAAUAAUACAUAAUAUUAAAUAUGUGUAAGGUAAUUAUUUCACCUUAUAACUCUUGCUAUGUAUAUUAUAUGUAAUAUAUGUUUUAUCGAUUCUUAUGGCAAAAAUGAUCGAUAAAUGAUAAUACUAAUAACAACAUCAAUUAUGUAAAUAAUAUUAAUACAAUCCAAAAAAGACUGUUUAGAGAAUAAUAUAAUUUCUAGUGUUGGUUGUUCAAUUUUUUCAAUUAAUAUAAACAGGACAAAUACUGCACAUUUUGACUUAAAUUUCAAAUCAGCGAGUUAACCAGCGUUGCUAAACUAAUAUCAUUGCAAACUACUGAGAUAAAUAUGGUUUUUCAAAAAAAAAGUAUCGUAUUAUACAUAUAAAAUAUUUAGAUCACUAUACGCUCGCACAGUAUAUUAUGUUUUCGGUUAAAAUAUUGACGAUCAAGUGCUGCUGGGAAAGUUCAACGUCAAUAGGUUUUCUUUUGUGUUCAUAUUGUGUCUUUUCCGUUAUUAUUGAUAGUUUUUUAAAUCGCUUAUAGAGCCGAGCAAUUUAGUUUGACUAUGAACAGCUUUUCUGCUAGAAAUCUAGAUCCAAUCAAAAUACGACAAGAGAAUUAAUUGUUGGUAGCAUUUUGGAUCUAGUUUGUGCAUUAUUGAAGAGGUAAUUUUUGAUUUGCUUUGAACUUUUUUCUAAUAAUUGAUUAAAACCACAAAAACGUAGAAGAAACGGGAAGUUUAUUGGAAUAAUGGGUUCGUUAUAUUUUCAAUGGUGUUUUGUUUUGUUUUUUUUUUUUUCUCAAAUUCGGUUAAAUAUAUUCAUCUUUGUAAAACCAAACACGUUCUUCGUUACACACAGAAUCUAAAAUAAGGGAAAACCGUGCGUAACGCAUAUAGCAGUUCGUUGGUUUUUUUUUUUUCUGUCCAAGCCGUUUUAAGAUCAACCAUUUUCCUAUUGUUGCCAUCCGUCCGCCGACCGUGAGCGAUGUUUCCCGCGUGUGUCGGCGGCGGCGGUAGUUAUGGCGCGGCGGUGGCUGCGGGUGUCGGCGGCGGCGACGGUGGUGGCGGCGGCGGCGGUUAGUGGCUGCGGGCGCGUGGCGGUUUUAUUUUUUUUUUCGAUUUAAACGUUUGUCCGACGUCGUCCGGAGAGCACGGCCGGUGCGCGUGUGUUGCCGUCGUCGACGCGAUCCGUUUUUCCGUACAGGAUUUGACGCGUAAUAAUCAUACACGAUAUCAUUUCGUAUAAAUCGCGUUCUGUUGUCGAUUUAUUUCAUUUUGCUCGUGUGUUCUCGCGGCGCGCGUAUCAAUUGUUAUAAUAGCGACGGCAGCCGGAGAAAAAAAAAAAACGUCGGGUAAUAUUAUAUACGUGUAUGUAUAGGCGUACACUUACCGAUACACUGCGAUAUCGAUAGGUACACGCGCGUCGCGACCGGUGAGAAAACGUCCCGUCUAUCAGUCAUCGUCGUUCGUACAUCGGGCCCGUUAUCGUUUUCCGACACCGGACGAUUAUACGGGGGGGAGGGGAAGGGGGGAGGGAAAAACAAAACGAAACGAAACGAAAAAACGGUACCCGACGAACGGUGUACGCGACUCGCGGCUGUCAAUUCGUCAAGACCGCGCGACACUCGCCGAACACCAAUAAUUUCGUAAGUCGUUUUUAUUUUUAUUUCAUCCGUUUUCUUUGUCGACGUUCGCGCAGAGUCCCGCGGCCAUUUGGGUCGACCGGCACCGCGUACAAUCGUCGCCGCCCGCAAUGGCGUAAAUAUCGGCGUCGAUUUCUUGGCGGCGCAGCGUAAAAGAUAUUGAAUUUUCCGACCCACCGACCCGCCGUGCUUAAUAAACAAAUAAUUUCCACCGGUAACAAUAUUUUAUUAUUAUUAUUUUUUCCAAAGAUCAACAAUAUUUACUGUCGAAUCAAUACAGUAAAAGCCUCUUUAUUGGUUAUAAAUCCGUUAUGUACUUAAAAUCCGCGAAAAACCGCUUAAAUCGUCAAAAUAGCACUUCGCAAUAUUAAAUCAAAAACGGUAAAGGCGUUUUAAAAUCCCCGUUCUAAUGGUUUUAACCCUAUAUUAAGUACAUUUUUCUAACAUUGACAAAUGACUAACACAAAAAAUUAUUGUUUUUUUUAAUAACACGUACAAAUAUAUUUGAAGACAAUUAUUUAGGUAAUAAUCGCGUUUUUUAAUGUUUUAAAAAAUUAUUUUUAAUAAGUUAGAAAAAAAUAGACGGGGAAACUUUUAAACCCCUCUACCUUUGUUGCUCUUUUGAAUAAUUUUUAAGUGAUUUGUCAGGGCUUUUAUGUCGUUUUUUAAUUGCUUUUUUUUUGUGAAUUUUUAGUGUAUAUAAAUCCGUUCGCUAGUUAUCAAAUAUUAUAUUUAAUACGUGAGCGUUACAGUGGACAAAGGAUGUCCGUGCAUCUAAUUCACGCAAUCUCGAUUGAUGUACUUAUACACAUGGUAGCUGUCCCACAAUGAAAUUGUAAUGACCAAAUUUCAAAUACGAACUCAAAUCGUUUUUCAAAACAGAAAUUUAACUACAGAGAGUAUGUCCUUAUUAGACUUUAUUGGUCUAAAUGUACGAAAAAACGAACCUUUUCUACCAAUUUAACUUACAAACGAUAAAUAUUUACGGCACGCCGCGGCGUUACCGAUUUCAUUGUUUUUAAUUUUAAUAUUGCUCAAAUAGUAAAACAAGUGAUCUUUUUUGUUAUAUUUUUGGAUUUAGAUGCUCCUGAAAAAAAAAAAAUCGAUUUUUGAUUUUCCAAGUAGUUUUCAUAAUAAAUUGAAAAACCAAAAAAAGACGAAAAAUAAAAAAGAGCAAAUUCAUACGAUUUCAUUGUUUAAAAUUUUUGCGGUUUAUGUUUUCCAUCAUAAAUAUUGCUCCAAUAGAAAAACAACAAGAGAUUUUUUUUGUUGAAUUUUUAAUCUAGUUGGUGAGUAAGAAAAUCAUUUUUUGAUUUUUCCUAUAAUCUUUUUAAUAAUUGAGCUAAACCGAAAAAGAACGUAGAAAGACCCAGAAGAUUUAUGAAAAUAAUGAUUUUGAAAGGUAUCUUAUAUUUACAUUUUCUUCAUGUGGUACCUAUAAUUUUCAUUUUUGAGCUAUGUGUAGACAUUUUAAUUUUGUAAGUUUUUAAUGUAAUUUUUAUUUGGUAGGUACUCUGUAGAUAAAAUUGUUGGACUACACAGAAGUGCUUGAAAAUUUAACAGGAGGUUCAUUAUAAGAGUUUUAAAAUCAAAUUUUUAUGAAAAUUAUAAAUAUUACAACCUUUCAAAUCAUGUAUACCCGAACUUUACUACGAAUCGUUUUUUGUCAACAAUGGUUUAUUUUUGCUUACCAUUCUCAGUAUUAGCUCUUUUUUUUUUUGGACCAUUUAAAGAACAAUAGUAGUUCUAAAUAUUACAUUACUGAUAUUUUAUUAGAGCAUCAUUUAGUUGUAGAGCGACGCAUGGCAUUUGAAUCAGUGGCAUAGCGAGGGGGGUUAUUGGUGGUGAAGCAACACCCUCCCCUUCUUGAUCAUGUUUAUUUAAUACAUGUACAUACAAAUAUUGUGCAAGAUAAUAAUUUUACAAUGGCUAUAGUUACCCACAUACGUAAACGUAACUAUAUCUCUAUGUAAAUUACUUAACAAUGUUCGUUUUUUUAUAAGAAUUUUAAUAUGAAAUUUUGACAAAAAUCAUAAAUAUUACGACAUUUCAAAACAUGCCGUUAUAACUGAACUCCGCUCAGAAUCGUUUUUCGAUACCAAUGAUUAAUUGUUGCUCACAGAUAUACAUUAAAUUCCCUUCUAUAUUCUACCUUCCUUCCUUCUCAUCUAUAACAGCGUUCCACCUAUCGUGCGAAGUAUGUCCGUCUUUUUUCAAUCAAUAGGUUUUGUUACUUUUCAUAACACUCCCCUUUGAAAAUUUCUGGCUACGUGCUUGGUUUGAAUAGUACUUAACUACUUUAUCCCUACCCAAAAUUCAAAGUGAAAAGGUGGUUUCAUCGUCAAAAAUAACGGUAAUAUAACAUUUUAGAGCUGUUUGUUUCAUAAAUUGUCUUGAAAAAAAAGUUAAUUCUUUCCGAGACAAUGAGUGUCUUAUCGAGGAUUGAUCACUUUGUUGGCCACAAUUAUAAAAGGACCCAUACAUGAUCAUUCGAGUUUGACAGUUUUAAGAUUAUUGAUAAGACUUGUACAAAAAGUCAAACAUGUUCAAAUUCAUCAACCAUGAAAAAAUGAUUGACACUCAUUUGCAACACGGGAAAUUGGCAAUCUUGAAUGAUUGUGUCUUAGCCACUUAUUAAGAUGGUUAGUAACAACCUAGCCCUAUUUUUAAACUCGCACGAAUAGAAUCCGUACACGAACUAUUCACAUACUUUAUUUCCCUAAAUAAAACAUAGGCGUGUCAUAGACCUUUAUAUAGCCGACGAGGCAAAAUUUAAAUUUAUAAUUAUAUAAAUUCUCCCAUUCUUCAAAGCACUUAUUAUGAAUAUUUUUUAAAUUGAUACAGUUAUGUAUUAGUUACAUGCAAUCUCGAGAUUAAAUAAUAUUUAAUUCAACUGAAACACAUUCGUUAUACAAUAAUAUUUUUAAUUAAUUUUGAAUAAAUACAUAUGAAAUGUAUCCACUACAAAAAGUAGAAAAGUUAUUCAUAGAUAAAAAAAAAAAAAAAAUAAAUAAAUAUCUUUGUAAAACCAUAAGAUUCUUCGCUCUACUCAGAAUCUAAAAUUACUAUACAACACGAGACAACACGAGUUACGUAAUUGCACACUUACACUGAUCACUGCCUCACCGGUAGUGGUGCUCUGUAGCGUUUCAGUUACAUGCGCGAUUAAUAUACCGUGGUUACAUGUAAUGCGUUUUCUAACAAUGUGUAUAAAUAACUGUAUGACUUACUGGAGCCAUAGAUGAACUCUAUUAUCAAUAUGUAACCUCAUCGGUUUCGAUUAUGGAAACCGAUAACUGAUAAGGUUUGUUCAACAUUUUUUAUUUAUUAAUUAAAUAGUAUUUAUCAAAUUAUUCGACUUAUGUAAUAAAUGCAUGUAAUGAACGGCUUAUACCUACGUAUCAAAUAUCAUUAUUUAAGUAUAUGCACCAACAGAAAAUCAGAGAAGUGGGCAUACGCUGUAUACCCGCGUACACGCCCCACUAUACCACUGGUGUUAGAAUUUUAAUAGUUUUGAUAACGACAUUAAUAUUGAUAUUGUAAUCUGAUUCUUGAUGAAUAUACAUUGUCAACAGGUUCUAUUAACGGCCUUGGUUUCAUUGUGCUUUGAAGUUUAUAGGUUUAAUGAAACUUAAUUUUUAAAAUGACAUUUUAUCACAAGUGCAGCUAGUAACCGGAAUGGCAACAAACGUUUAUAUAGUUUGAUUUAUAUUUAUAAACAUUGCAUAUCUUUAAUUUAUAGUUGAUCAUUCAAUCCAAUCAAGGCAUUUAUUUUGUCUGUCUUCAGACAUAGAGUCUUCUAACUUCUAAAUUAUUUUGAUUUGAAUCAAACACCUGAAUUAAACUCAAAAUAUUUUCAUUAUCAACUUCAAGCAUUAUUAAAUUGUGUAUGUUAACAAUAUUUUCUAUCAUUUGAAUUUUGAAUUUUCUCUCGAUUCAAACUAAACGCUAUGUUAUUAAUUAUUUUGUCCAACAUUGAUGAUGUUUGUUAAUAAAUUAAUUUAAAAGGUCUCAGAAUUUCCAGGAGAGACAAUUGCUCACUCUGCCUUAAACGUAGACACGUCUAUGAUAUAUAAUGAAAAAUUUAAAAUUAAAUUCUCUAAUUCCUCGAACUUAUCCGUGUAACUUCGUUCCACUAAACGUAAUUUUUCGGUCAAUUUUAUAUAUGAUUUGUAUUCAAAAAAUUGUUUUGGACCUUAGUUUAUGUAAACAAAUUUAAUUUUUAAUUUUAAGUUUAAAAAAAAUAUAUAAAUCUCGCAUUGACUGCUAUACCUACAUCAUGGUACAAGAAAUGCAAAUAUUUAAAUGCUAAGUAGAUCGUUUUAAUCAGUUAAUAACAGAGAGUUAGAUAGAAUGAUAUUUAGACAGUAACUAAGGGGUUAUUUAAUCCCACGAGUGUAUAGAGGCGACAUAGUAGCGAGGGACAAAAUUACUCCUCUUGGCUUAACUAAUAAUUCUACUGAGGCCCAAGAAUGACCCUUAUGGCAGUUAAGGUGAUAAAUAAGAUAUAACAAUCAAAAAGUAGUUAUUAUUGAAAAGUAUACCGUUGACAUCGACCACAAUCACAUUGUUCGUAAUGUAAUAUACUUCCUUAUUUUGAAAAAUAUUUUUACCAGCAGCUAGACAAGAGCAAUAAUAUUAUACAAAUUUAAGUGGCGUCGUCUCCGUUCGGAAGUACCCAUACAUAAAUCGCGUAAAAAAAAAAAAAACUCUAAAACGCGCAUGUCCGAGUAGUGUACAUCGGUAUAUACUUAAUGUAAAUAGUAGAUUUCUACAGGAGUGUUAUUAUUGUUGUUGUUUAGGUAUAAUGCUAUUAUAAUAUGUAAAUCGUAAAUAAAACACACGUGUAUUACACACACACAACACUGAACGCAUAUGAAUGUAAUACAGUCACUGUAGUCGGUGUACAGACAAUAUUUCGAAAUGCCUAAAAACCUCUAACCGGCAGUAUAUAAUAUUAUAAUAUACUACUUGUAAUUACUAAAUAGAUAUUGAAUAAGCGAAGAUUUUUAUUCAGAAUUGAAGAUGAUAGUUAUUUUUUAGUACAAAUAAUAUAGAACAUUAUACGGCAUACGGGGGUAAGGGGGGUACGGCUGCUAGAAUAAUUAUAAUUUAUAUAGGUAUUAUAUAAAUAUGGUUUAUAAUGGAAAAAUCGAUUUUUAUAGGGAAGGGGGGGGGGCUUCGGAUGGCUAACCCCCCAAUUUCUGCUUAUGCGAAAACGUGAAUAAUAGGUACAAUUAUUAUUAUCAGGGCCGGAUUUAGGAAUUAGAUAAGGAGCGGAUAAACGAAAAGUCACUUUUCGUUUUACCGUUAAAAAUGUAUUUAUAGUAAGUAUACAAGUUAUAAAUUAUAAUUUAUAUAAUAUCUAAAUCUUAAUUUUAAAUUAUAUACAUUCUAAGAGAGAGGGGAGCUCUCGUAGCCCCUCCCCCUUUGUAGUAAUUGUUGUGCCCGUAAUUAUUAUGAUUUCCGUUUAUAAAGCAAAACGUCGUCGAAACACAACGCGUAUAGUAUUCGUCGUUGCUGAGCGUUUUAAAUUUUGUGACCAGAAUUUCCGAAUAGUUUAUACUAAUAGUUAAUAGUUUACCAUUAACUACAUCGAUAAUAUUCAGAACACUGGAAUAUUUUUAUCCAUCACCGAAUAGUGUUAUUUGGGAAAACUAUAUUUUUGCCUUUGAUAAUAACCGAAUAAAAACUAUUCGAAUUGUUUUUUUCCCCCCAUGUUUUUGAUCUAUCGAAUAGUUCUAUAACAAUUAUUUGGUUGUUCCCAUCGCUAGUUUUAUUAAAAUAACAAUAUAUAACGUUGUUAAAUGAUAUAUUAUAAUUUAUAAUUUUUUACGUAUGUCUAACUAUAGACGAAUUUAAAUCGUCAAACGAUCUUUUGUUUUUAAACGUACAUAUAUAUACUAUUAUUAUAGUUAUAUUAUAAUUGUAUGUAAAUUUAUACUUUUGAGUUCUAACGAUGGCUAUUACCCAUAGUUUACUGUUUAGUAUUCAUCAAUCGAGUAAACAGAUUUUCAAACGAUACAUAUUUUUUUUUACCAUUGUUCGUUGUGCGUAUAAGUAUAUUAAACAUAAGUAGUAAAAUUCAUCGUACGUCAUUUAACUCGAUUGAGUUUUAAACUAUGCCUACACAUUUACAGACAUUUUAUAUUGCAUUCAAUCAACUUUUGAGAUAAAUAAAACAUUCAUUUGUAGUCAAAUUAUGAGCGAUAAAAAAUAAAGCCAGCUGCAAUGUAUACUGGUCGUUGUGUUGCCUGGAAAUUUAUCUUUUAAAAAACGACGUUUCCUGAUUGAAUGUGGUAACGAAAUGAAAUAAUAACGAAUGUUUUUUUUUAUUUUUUUUUUAUUUCAUCCGCGUCACCAAGGUAAUCCAGAAAUAAAAAAAAAAAAAAAUCAAUUUCGUUCAUAAUUAAGUAUCAAAAAUCAAGCGCGAGUGCAUCUAUUAUGUGUUAAAUUUCGAGAUGAAUAAGCGACGACCGCGACCUUCUGAUCCGUUUUAAAUGUCAAUAAGUGCGCAAAGUUCGAUCGAAGUCGGUAUUGAAAUAUAGUUUUUCAUACAGCGGACCGACUUUCAAUUUCAUACAUAAUAUAAUUUUAAAAUUUUCAAUUAUUUACACUUAUCUGUUGUGAGAUCAGGAAUCGUUCCUUGGACGACGAACCGAUGUGUAUACGUAAAAUUCGAUUGCAAAAUAAUUGUAUUUCGCUAUAAGUUAACAAUAGCCGUUACAAUAAUACACACGAGACCAACGCCAAAUGACGUUAAACCACCAGAAUUAUUACGCGUUAUAGCCUAGGUACCUACGUGGGCGAUGCGAUUUUUUCGUUAGUCGAAUAUAUUAUUAUUUUAUUAGAAACACAUUAAUAGUUGAUUUUACAUCGAGAAACGGAAAUGGAUUUCCGUCAAUAAAACUGACCCCCGUACGGAACAUGUACGAGACGCAAAACGAAAGUGGCGCAUUGCAACCGAACUAAUUCGGUUUGUGUUUUCUGUAGAAAAAUAAAAAUUUGGCAGGCGGACAAAUUAUAUUGAGAUCGGAAACGCCGAAUCGUCGUGCGUGGACCACACGUCGUAGGCACCUAUAUCAUAUUUCGUCACUGACAGGGAUUCGUCUCCGACGGCACCGUGCGGUAAUCCCGGUGUUUAACACACGUGGGCUUUUUUUAUCACUCCGUGUAUAAUAAUAUAUUAUAUCAGUCAAUACCUACUGCAAUUUAACCUACACUUUGAUUUGGCUGAUACGUAUAUUCAAAUCUGUACGAGUACACAAUAUGAAAUCACUAUAAAAUUUUAUACUAACAGACGCCGUAUGAAAAAAUACAAAAACGAUGUAGGCACCGUUAAUAAUAUAAUAGUACAUGUCCCUAUUGACAUUUGUAUCGAAGAUAAAAAUUAUGGACAUUUUUUUAGAUUCCAAGCGAGUUAGUUUUAUUAUAGAGUGUUUUUUUUUUUUUUUGUCCCGACUAUUAAUUUAUCUACAAGAGAUCUCGCUCAGGUCAAACAUUUUAUAGGAACGUUUUCGGUCUAGUUGACGCGUCGAUAUCAUAGUUUAAUUUUCCUUGUAGUUGUCAAAUGGGAAAAAAGAUAACACGGGGAAAAAUACGAAUACUGUUUACUAUUCUGCUCAGAAUUGUUUAUCGUUAACAAUGGUUUGCAGUUCCGUGCAAUUUACAAGUAUAAAUUAAAUCACUCCAUUUAUCUCCCCUACCGACUUUCCUACAUAAACAGUGGCCCGCCCAUUCGCAGUAUCGUUUUUUUUUUCUUUUAUUCGUCAUUCGCUUAUCCGGCGUAUUAAAAUAUUACACAAUUACUGUAGAAAUCGAGGAUUUAUUACCGUCGGCCACGAAAACCUGAACAAUUGUAUCCUCUAUAGGACUUUAUUAUACAAUAGAUAAUAAUUAUGUUUCGUAUAGAAAAUAUUAGUUUUUUUUUUUUUUUUUUUUAUAUAAUUUUUAUUCAAAAUAUAUCUCUCAAGUAGACGGGUCACAUGGCGCCCACAUUAAGGCCACAUUAUUAUAGGUAUAGUUGUUUUGUUGAUCUAAAGUUUUCCGAAUUAGUGUAAAAUAUUUGUACGGAUAUUUUCUCGGUACACCUAUACCCUGUUUUAUUUUUUUUUUUCAAACACGAUGUAUAUUAUGAAUAUAUACGCAUUGACAGAAAAAUAAAACCGUAAAUAAAUAUUGUAAACAAAUAAUAUUUGAUUUUGUGCGUUCGUCAUUCGAAUUUCACUUAUACACAAUAUUUGAUACUAUCAAAAGAAAUAUUGAUAAUUAUACAUAAUACAUACAUACAUAUAUAAGCCGUAGUUUUUUUAUUCAAUCGAUUAUUUUUCGAGUAAAGUAUAUACGAUAAUAUGUAAUACAUAAUAUAAUAAAAACGUAUUAUUUUUUUUUUUCUUCUACUUUGUUUCUAUACAGACAGAUAUCCAUUUCCUAAGAGAACAAUUUUAUUACACAUCUACAUAGGUUAGGUUAAUACUAUAUAUCAUCAUGAAGGUUAAAAUUAAAAGGUUAAUUUCGAUGAAGUGCUAUGGCGGGCUCGGGUUUCCUUUGAGUUAAUUGGAAUUUGUUUGCGUAUGUAUAUACUAAUAUGGAUUGCAGUGACACGGCGCACACCGUACACUGUACAUGUCGUACAAUGUAGGUACAUAUUAUGUACAUUAAUAAGGGGGAGGGGAAUACUAAAAUAUCAAGAAGUUAAUUGCAUUUAAAAAACAGUUUGGUAUUUAACAUUUGGCUUGACACGAAGGAUGUUGACACUUGAGCGUAAAAGUAAAGUGGUUUUAAAUGACACUUGACUUGACUGAAAUGAUUCGGAUUGUAAAACGUAUUAGACAUUUUUACUUCUCUCCCAGCGGGAUAUUUACAUGUGUUCGAAUUUUUGAAAGGCCCGGAUGCCAAUAUUUUGUAGAGUGAAAUUGGCCUAAUAUACACGGUGAUCACGAACCAAGGAUUUUCUCAGACGAUUUUAAGGGGUUGCUUUUUGAAAAUCCAAAGUGUACACUCAUUUCAGAUAUAAGUAGUAAGAGUAAGAAAUUGAAGACUGAGUUUUUAUUCUUAUAAAGCUUAUAAGAUUCCAUAAUGGUAAAAAAAAAAACAACAAAUAUCAUUCACUUAAAAUCUCCCGAGAAAAUCGCUGGUUCAUUUUAAGUGGAUUACUCUGAAUUAUCUUUUGCAAUCGAUACGAAAACUGAACGUUUUAAGUUUUUAAUAUAUUGGUAUAAAAUGGUUUAAACUAAUACGUAUCCGGUAUACAGGCAGAAGUAUAAAAAAAUAAUCCUACAAAAAAAAAAAAAAAACGAUAAAUAAUAGCAGAAAUAAUAAUAUUUAUUAUAGAACGAGUUGUACGAUAUGUAAUUUAACCUUGUUACUGGUAUAAAUUUAACAUAGGUUACACACCUAUGUAUACAUAAAUAAUAUUGAAUAUCGUGAAACUAUUAAAAAUGUAUAUUAUUAUUUUAUAAUUAGGAAUCUAUUCAAAUAAAGUGAGGGGAAUGGUGAACACUUUAUCCACGGAGAACUUACCAAAAAUACCUAGAGUUAGUAGUACUCUUAGCAAUGUAGAUCGUGUAACGCAAUUUUAUUUGAUAUCCCUAAUAAUUAUUUAUUACUCGUCUAAUAACUGUAAACAUUAUUGUUUUCAUAUUGUGAUAUUCAUUCGAGUUCAUCUUAAAAAGGCCGAUUUCAGGAUAUUUUAAUUUUAUAUAGAGAGUUCGCAUUUUACAUAUAAUUAGAAGACUAAUUCGGCCUGUAUAAAUAAAUCAGAACCAGAGUCGUAGCCAUCUGAGGUUGGGGGAGACCGAUUAGAGGAUGAUAACAGAGCCUAUCCAAAAUGUCUCCGACAACUAUACUUUUCGUAUGUUUGAAAAGUGUACAAGUAUAUUAUUAUUUUUUAAGUAAUACAUUCUAAUUAAAUGCAGUUUACUACACGUGCAACAAUUUUAUUAAAAAAUAAUUGGUACUUAGGUAGGUAUAUACGACUUUUUAAUCGUCUUAUUAAUCUAUCGAAAAUUUAUUUUUUUUCGUUUUUAAGUGAACGAGAAGAUUAAUGUAAAAUCAAACCACUCCUCUCGGAAUUUUUUCCCCUGGCUUAUUCGCUGUCGCCAAUCGGAUUUACCGGAGACUCGGUCGACUCAUAUAGAUGUCCAAUGUUGGCGCCAAGUAUUGCGAGGCUUUGGAAAAAAUACUCUUGUGAGGCCUGAAAACAUAUAGGUGCCUGGUGGGAGGAGGACAUACACUAUCUGGCUAUUCGGAAAUAAAUCCGUUAGAUAUUUUAAGACUUAAAACGAUCGUAUGAAAAAAAAGUUACCAUUAUAAACCUGUUAUUCCCUAAAAAAUUCUACGAAGUGUUUAUGCCUAAAUGUUUUAUGCAUUAAGGUUUUGAAUUUUAUUUAAUUGUUGAACAUAAUCAAAGUAAAGAACAUAGCCUAUAAAAAAAAAAAAAAAAUUAAAUACCUACCAAUAAAGAACGAAAACGUUUACACGUUUUCAAAUGAGUUGUCGAACUUGUUAAACGUGUCUGUUUAAUUGUUAACAAAAACAAAAAAAUAUCAGAAGUAUAAUAUUGGAAUGUUAAAAUUAUACAAUACAAAUCUUGUCUAUUCAAAUAUUAUUUUUAUUGGUUUUUUUUUUGAAGCAGAGUCAUCUAUAGGUAUAGUUAAGAAAUUUGGAACUUGGUGAUUUUUUGGCGCGAGGCCUACCACGAAGCGCGGGGCCCUGGAAAAAUGUUCAGUCUGCCAUACUCAGCUACUCUUCCGCCGCCGGCGCUGUAGGUAUAAAGAGUUUUCAGAAUAUCCAAUAAAUAUGAUCGAACAUUUUCGAUCGCUUAAAUCGUCAGAUUCGUUUCGUUCGAUAAUAGUUAAACGAAAAGGAUUUAAAAAAAAUAAAAUAAAAAUAAAACCGCGUAAACACAGUAUCACGUAAUAUUGUAUAAUAAUCGCGAAUCAUUUUGUUACUUUUUACACAUGUCGCCGUCGUCGAUGACAGCCUUGAGUAGUGACGACGAGUCGGCGGUCGUAUUUCGUUCCACGAGCAAUAAUUAAAAAAAAAAAAAAAAAAAAAAAAAAAAAAAAACGUUUCUAUUAUAUUGCUAUUAAUACUGUUACAAUAAUGUUAACAAGCGCCGAUAUACGUGUUAAAUCUAAAUUAAUAUAUCGUAAUAGAAUUUUUUUUUUUUUUUUACACGGAUAUUAUUUUGUACCUGUAUAGAAAUAAAAUAUCCCCUAAUAUUAAUUAAUCGUAACACGCGAUGAAUUUAAAAAUAGUUUUUUUCUUCCUGUGCAUUUUUUGCGCAAUAUGUUAUUAUAAUAAUACACGUAUAUAAUAGUUAAUUAUUAUAUUAUUGUGAAAAACGGUUAACCCAUUUUACAACACGGGUAACCGCGCGGCAGCGAAAAUUCCAUACAUUUUCACUUCUACCGGACAUCUGGGCGUUUUUUUUUUUUAAAUUCUGAGCGCAGCGAGUUAUGACGUAUUGCAGGGUUUUUAAAAUUGAAAAAAAAAAAAAAACAGAAAUGCCGGAGUAGCUGGUUUUCGAGUCGACCUUACUAAAAAUUAAACCUGCAUACCGGACGGCUCUAUUUAUUGUUAAACUUAUACUAAUUUUAUUUAAUUAUUUAAUUCUACUUGAAAAUAUUACUAAAACUGCAGCUAUAAUUUGUGUAGGCGAACGAAGUAAAAUAGUACAGGGUAUCUGCCUAAACAUACUAUUUGAUUUGGUCGUUAUUCACGUAGGUAUCUUAUCUAAACAAAUGUGUUGUAAUAAAACAGCCGACAUAGGUAUCUGCCUGUACAAAUUAGGUUUAUUGAAGAUUAAAUUGUUAAUUUAAGUUGCAGAUAGCAAUAAUAUAUUCUGAUCAUUUGUAAUGUAAAAUAAAUAAACAAUAAUACACAAAUUGAAUUAAUAAAAUUAAUAGAUUUUACUAAAUUGCAAAUAUAUUAUAUAGAAUUUAUUGGAAACAGAAUUAAAAUAACGAGUAAUGUACAAUACAAUAUUAUGAUGUUUAAUUGAAUGUGACUAUAAGUAGUUCACGUAUAUUGUAUAUUAUAUCUAUUAAUUAUAACACGGUUACUUUAUGUAUAAUAUAUUGUUUAUCACGAUAUUGUAAAUAUGAUUAGACAUUAUAUCAAAUAUUAAUAAAUUGUAUGGCAAAUGCAUUACAUAUACCUAAUUAAAUAUAGCGGAUAAAAUUAAUAAAACGAUAUAGUAUAAUUAAAUAUGUACCUAUAGAUAUAUUGUGUCUGUAUGGUAGGUAUUUUAAAUAACAUAUUAUGUAUUUUAGUUACAUUACAUUUAUAUUGAUAACACGAUAAAAUAGUAUUUGAUAUCACAGGAUAAAUAUUCAUUAUAUGCGUGUAACAAAAUACAAUUUUAUCGUUAAAUUAUUUGACAGAGUUAUGCAGGUGGUAGCGAGUAACAACAAAUAAUUUGAAUUUUAACAAAUUUGAACAAUUCGUGACAUCAUAAGCGGCUUGUUUUCUAAUCAGGUGCUAAAAAUGACUAACUUUCGGCUCUGCUAAUAUUAUAUUCCCUGUAUUCGAUCAUUUUUAGAUCAUGUACAGCUAAAUUGAUUAAGUACCUGUAUAGGUUUUUUUAUUUUAUUUAAAUAUUUCUAGAAUACUACAUUUUUUACAUAUAUUGAUAUACCUUAUAUAUACCUUAUAGACCGAAGCCGAGCUUUUCACCGCGAGAUAUUUUUCGUUUAAAAACUAGCGUCGUUGUUUUUCAACGUACGCUUGUGGGAUAACCACUAUGAUACAUAGAUCUAUUAAAGGCAUUUUGUAAUAAAUGUACCCUUCCUUUUGAUUUUUGGAUCAAGAAUAUCUCUGGUAUAUCAUUGUAAUGAGAUAGUGGUUUUAAGGCUAAACACAUUGGCUUGGUACUCUACACAAGUCCCCUCCUUAGUUUGAUACAAUAAAAUUCCUUCCAAGGGAACUAGCCUGAAGUUUGUCUGAUCGUCACUAAACUUUGGAAAUGGUUCCUAGGUAACCCUCAUCAAAUGUAAUAAUCGAAAGGGUUCAAAAACGGUCGGUGGGUCAUUAUUUACCGAAGCACCACUCUUUCCCCUGAAUAAACUAUUUUGAAAGUAAAAAAAUAUAACUAUUGUGUUUAACAAACAAACCAAAGAGGUCAAGGGAAAACUUCCCUCUAAAAUUUAUGUAAAAAUAAAGAAAAAGUUUUGCUAUUGAAUAUUCUUAAAUUUAAUUAGUCUUGUUAUCAAUUAUGAUUCAGUUUUAUCAAGUAAUUUAAAAUACCAUGGUUAAACUACAUAUUUAUCAAAUAAAAUUCAAAAUGAAUUUAUAAAUUCGGUAGGUACUAAAGUAAGAAAAGAAAAAAUUUAUAAAAUAAAAAAACCAAAAUAAUUUUCUAUAAAUUUUUAUUCUAUUCCGGACGUCUCACGUAAAGAUCAGCUCUGUCGAAAUAUCAUGUCAGUUACUGUAUAAUUUGGAGAACGAUACCUUAGUAAAAUAAAAUUAAUUAAGAUUUACAAACUCGACAUAUUUUUCUAUUGAAAAUAAAAUAACCCAAAAAAUCGACCUUGAAGACGUUAUAGAAGAUUUUGCAUCAAAUCCAGAAAAAUUAAAUUUUAAGUCAUAUAAAUACUUGAUUUAUGAAAUAAAUAUUUAGUUGCCUUUUUUUUUUUAUAAUAAUAAUCACACUAUUUAUUACUGUUUAAAAUCUAAACUAUUAUAUAAAUAAUUAAAUGAACGGGAGAUCGGAAUUUUUAACCUUGCGUCCGGGUGCAAAAUCAAAACGACACGGCUCUGCUAGUGCAUCCCGCCGCGAUCUUUUCGCCGCCGGUCAAUAAUGACCCACCGACCAUUUUGUAGCAAAAUUCCUUUUUCCGAUCGAUAGUAAACUCUGUUAGAACAGUCUAGGGGUGAUCACGUAGGGGUCAUAUCUAAAGUUUGGUAGUGAUCGGAUGAAUUCCAAGCUAGUUUUACCGAAAGGGAUUUAAUGGUAUCAAACUACGGAGGGGACUUGUCCAUGGGGUUCCAAGCCAAAUUUGUUGGCGUCAAAACCACUUUCUAAUCACCAAAUCUCAUUGAGGUAUAAUUUAUUCAAAAAUCAGAAGUGGGGUAUAUUUAAUAUAAAACGCCCCUAAUAGGUCUAUGCAUGAUAGCGAAGAUCCCAUCAACGUACGUUGAAAAACAACGGCACCGGUUUUGGCACGAAAAAAUGUCUCGCGGCGAAUAGUUGGUGGCGGAUUGAACGGCGGCGAAAAGAUAUAGACCCCUUAUGGAGAUUAGUAUAAAAACAAAUAAUUAUCAAUGACCUUAAAUAAUAGCUCUGUGGUAGCGAUGGGUUCUGGUAGACUGCGCGGACAUUGGACACCUGGUAACCCGCAACGAUGAAACGCAUGGGAUACCAAAGAUUUUUUCAGCCAUGGCGAUCAUGGUCCGUAGCUUCACGUUUUCACGACCCGACAAACCAAACCUUAGGUAUUUAUCUUAUUUUCUAUGAUUAAUAUUCUUUCGUGAGCAUUUCCACGAAGUCGGUUCCGCAUUAACCGUACACACAAUAUAAUAACGUUGCAUAUUAAUUAGGAAAAUAUUUUCUCGGAAUUUCAAUAAUCCACACACACAUGGAAUCAAACGAAAACAGAAAUUACUAAGCUGCGCGCGCUACGACGACUGAACAGUAUUCAUUCAGUACAAUGGCGAAUAAUGGAAUAUUACACAUUAGCCGUAAUGUUUUGACGGAGCAACGAUAAUUUUCCGCCUAAAAACCGAUUAUGUGUUUUAGCUAAAAGUACGACUAACACGAUUAUGUGCAUAACAGUUUCAACUUAUGAAUCGUUAGGCACCGAACGUUGUCAAGUUUUAAUAACCCGUAGUUGAAUACGAUUAUUAAAUUAUUGUCAGCUUUAGCUUUGACGUUUUACUUAUUACCAAAUUAUUUUUUGCCGUGCAUUAUUUGUCUGUCUGUGAACGACUUUUCUGCCAGAAGUUUCGACCCGAUGUUCAAUUGUAACAUAUUUUUUGAAAGAAAAUUUCAUCCAUAGUGGGUGUAUUGAUAUCCUUGCAAUUUUCUUAAUAUAAUUGGGAAAUUGUGCGGCAUUAAAACAAUUUCUUUAUUUUCAAUUUUUUUUUUUUUUUUUUGUUGUUAUAUGGUUAAAUAUAACCGCGGAGACCUGUUCGCAGAAUAUAAGUCCUUCCCUUCUUAUUUGGUUUUACACGUAAUGGAUAAAAUUUCCGAGCACAAGUAGAUGACAACUUCACACGAGUUUCAUCAUAAAUUAUACUUACAAAAAUAAAAAAAACUGCUCGGAAUCGUUUUUUAUUCGCAAUGAUUUAUGAUUGCACACAGUAUAUUAUAAAAGCAAACUAUACUGUGUGUCUCCUAACUACUCAUCAAUUACUCUUUUUGAAAAAAUACAACUCACAAUGAACCAUGGGUAAGAUAAUUAAGCAUUUCUGCCCUGCCAAAACAAUUAUAUCCGCAUAAAACUAAAUAAUAGCCAAAAAAUCGAAAACGUCAAAGGUCUACGAACUACGUGAAAAUCACCAGGAUUUUUUUUUUAAAUUUUACCAUGUCUAUAAAACGCCAAUGUAGCUAUAUUCUCAAAAAACGUCAGGUCUCUACGGUUAUUUUUUAUCGAUAUACUACUCUGGCCAUAUGGACAUUUUCGAUUUGGCUAUUAUUACGUAGACUCAGUCACCGUCUGGUAAUGCAUUUAUGACGUAUAGUGAUAUCGUGCAUCCGUGACGGGUUGGUGCAGAAAGGACCAAUGUCAACAAACAGAUUGAUAAUUAAAAAUUUGAAGUUGAACAAAAUAAAUUUAUUUCCGAAAAUCCAACGCGAACUUCAUAAUUAUUGUAAUACGUAAUUUAUUUUCGUUGACCUUCUUGUAUCAAUCCGCAGAUAGAAACUUAUUGCUGGGUAUUGAAACUAUGCAAUUACAUUCUUAUGCACAUUCUUUGUAUACAUUUAGUACAAUAUACAAUACACUGUACGUUAUACUAUAUUUAUAACAAUGACGAACGUCUGUUGAAAAAUAUAUCGGAAUAAAUUGUACGUUAUUAUAGUGAGCGUAUAAAAAAAAAAAAAAAAAACCUAAUUUAUAUUUGUGUAGGAAUUUCGGAAACGUUAUCGAACUGCUGUAAUAUAUGCGAAUAUACGUGGUAUGUUUACUCGACAGCGCGGACGGUAUGAUGUUUAUACGAUUAUUGUAAUGUUUCUUAGAACUCGCUAAAAAUAUCGAAUCAAUUGAGUACACUAAUAUCGUAUUAAUAUGCUGUAUUACGAUGUCGGAAGAUUUUUUUCACCCACCCGCAAAUUUUCGCGGUUCGAAACUAAACACCCGGUGCACGUUGCAUAAUAAUAUUAUAUGAUGUGUUGUCGAGUCAAUACGACAGUAAUUAUUGUUGUAAAUUAGGCCUGUUUGUUUUUUUUUCGUCCCGCGUAGUUAAAUUUUUUUUAAAUAUUCGUCAACAAUUGGGUAUUGGUGUUUUGAUGUUAUGUUAUAAUACGCGAGUAGAGUACAUUGUCGUUAUGUUAAAGGCGGCGUUGGUGUGUAUGCGCAGUGGCUUAAUUAUUUUUUAUGUUUCUAUAUAAUAUGUAAUUUAGUCGGGGUUUUUUUUUUUUUUUAAAAGAUUAUAGCAUGUUGUUUUUUAUGCGUUGCGUACCGCGUUUAAUAAUAAUAUAUACGAGAAUAAUAAUUAUAUAAAUAUUAUGAUGUUUCAUAUUUUGUUUUUAUUACCAACGCGAUUAUUUAUAUCGAUUCGGUUUGAACGUUUUUGAAUGGAAUAUUGUAAAAUACAUAGAAAAAAAAAAAGAAACAAAAUCGUAUACAAUGCACAAUGUACGUAUCACAUAUAUGGGUACUUCACAUGCGUAUUACGAAGUGAAAAUUUAAACUCGUCCAGUGGCGGAUGUUUGUUGCCGUUCGAAACCUUUGAGACGGUUUUCAUUAUAACACUAUAAUAAGCUUACACCUGCACAACGGUUGAGAAAAUGGGCGAUGACUUUUGCGUUUAUUUUGCUCGAGUAUAGGGAUUUCAUUAAUUUACCAUGAAUAAUACGCGAUUUAACACGUACGGGGCGUGACCGGUAUUAUUAUAAAUACAAUGAAUAAUAUAUACAUACAUAUAUAAUUAUUAUUUUGAAAUUUUAACAAACGCGUUCGCUAUUAGCGUAGCGUGAUGAUUUCUGCGGAGGGGUGGGAGCAGCAGCACUAACGAAAUUGUUUACAUACGUGUAGGACGUUGGUGCCAUUUAUUCCACACGUCAGUAUUAGGUUAUUUAGAGACGAACGCAAAAGGGGAGGGUUUAAGAGUCCGACCCCCUCGAAAUAUAAUUUGUAUAAUUAAAAAAAAAAAAAAUAGCGUGUAACAUUAAUUUACAACGGUUAGCGAUACAAAGAUAAUUUCUUCUUUAAAUCACGUUGGUUAUUUUAUUGUGGAAAUAACUGAUCGAAUGUAACAGGCCAGUUGAUAUUAUUAUCUUGUACUUUUUUUAUAUUACACGGAACUCAUCAACAAGAUGUCCCUCAAGACACUUAACAUUUAUUUUGCAUUAACGAUUAAUAAUAAGCCUUUGGUAUAUAAUAUAUUUAGUAUUUUUUUUUUGCGACAAAAAGAAAAAGAAAAAAGGUAACACGAAAAUCUUUUUCUGCAUGGGGAGAGUGAAUUUUUCUAUUAUCUUUUUAGACUGAAUGAAGCGAGCAAUUAAUUGAUUUUACUAUGAUGUGUUUUUUGUCUUGAUUCAAUCUAUAACUUUAUAGGAACUUUCCUGUUGUACAUUUGAUCUAGUUGGAGCAUUAAAAAAGUCGGUUUUUUUGAUUUUCCUUGUAGUUUUCUAUAUAAGUCGGAAAAAUUGGCCCUUUUUCGUACAAUUAUUGUUGAUUUCUGACGAGAGAAAAAAUACAACUAAAAAUACUUUGCUCAAAAUCGUUUUUCGUUAGCAAUGGUUUAUUGUUACGUACAGAUACAAAUUAAAUGACUGUACAUAAAUUAUUAUUUUUUACUUUAUGCGUGCUUUUUUUUAGUGUUAUUUUAAAACGUUGAUUUUACAGGAAGUUCCAAUAAAUAUAAUUAUGAAUAUAUGAAUAAUUAUGUAUUCGUAUUGUGGACUUUACUCGCAACCCCCUCAUAGAUAUAUUUUGAAUUUUCGACCCAACCAUGGUCCAAAAACCUUUCGGUCAUCGACGUCCCUGCGGCCUCGAAUACAGAACUAUAUACGUAUAUAAGUAUGGGUAAAAUAAUACGAUGGUAAUUAGGAUCAUCGCCGAUACAGGGUUUUACCUUUACGAUAAUAUUAUAUUCUCCUUGCGUGUGUCCUAAUGUCUAUAAUUACGCGUCUAUAAAAUACGACGAUUAUCGAGGAACGAACAGCAGCGUUUCCGAUGACCGGGUCGCACCAUACGUGUAUAAUAAUAUUAUACCUACUCAUACAGAGUGAUUAACAUAAUUGUAAAUUAAUCUUUAUUUCGAAAAGUGUAUUAACUCAUUUUCGGAUUUUGUUUUAGAUUAGAGAAAAAAAGCAGCACUAAAACCUAACAUUACUGUUGAAAUUUAACCCAUUCAAAAUGGGUUGUAGUGGAACACUAUUCGGUGUCGCACCGCCACAAAAAAUGUGAUGAUGCUCCACUACUCUCCUACUAACCGUAAAAUGUCAAACUUACAAGCAACAUAUAUCGUUAGUUAGUUAACGGAAAUUAAAAACGUCUAAAAUGUAUUUAAAUUAAAACUUCGUCUAUUUGUAACGUAUUUAAUGUAUAAGUUGCUAUUUGAGAACCAAAAGCAAUUAGCGGUUUCACCAUCAAAAAAACAGGUGUGACAAAAAAUAUCGGAAAUGCGACAUUUUAGAGCUGCUGUGCUAUUCAUAUAAUUUCCAAAAAACGAAUUCCCAAGUCCUACGUCACGUUAAUCACUCUGUAUACCUAUAUACCCGCUUUUCUUCUUCUGGGUCACGGCAUUUCUGUAAUAUAAUGCACACACACACACACACACACACAGACAUAUACACGCACAUACGCAUUUGCCAUUUUAUUUAUUAUUGCGUAUACGAUCCGGUGUUUGUUUGGUUUUAUAUUCAUUCCUCCCUCGUAUAUACUGAAAAGAGUUCGGUUGGGGUCCUUUUCCGCGAUAUACCUGCGUAUCGCGGUGGUUUUUCCUGCGCGCAUAGGUACGCGAGGUACCCGAGUGUAUGAAACACGGCCGUCGUCAGGGUGUUUUCCGGAAUAACGAGCGCACGUGAUACACGGUGCUAAAUUAUACGAUGUCUUUCGUGCCGGAUGUGCUGCACAGCACACACAUACACACACACACACACAUACAUACAUUGCAAUGAGGUAUAUAGAAUCUCUUUAUGAUUCGCGUGUAUACGACACGUCCUUUUCUCCAAGACUUGUAUAAUGUAUAUAGUGACUAAAAGAGAGACAAUGGUUAUCCAGUAUUCCGUAACGAUAGCUUUAAAAAUGUCUAAAUAAGAUAAGAGAUAAUACGUUGAUAAUUUAUCUAGAUAAUGGAUACAACUAAACAUAUUGCGUUCAGGAAAUAAUAUAUAAGAUAACAGCUUCUUUUAUCCACGUGUAAAAACAGAUACAUUUUUAUGGUUUUAACUUUUAAAGUCUCACAAAAUAUUAAACCUGUGAAAUAGUAAAUUAUAAUUUUGUUUUAUUUUUAUUAACUAUAUUGGACAAUGAAUAAUGAUUUAUGUUUCACAAAGUAUUAUAAUUUGUUUAUUUAUUAUUUUUUCUCUGCGCCUUCACCCCAGCUAAUUGGGGUCAGCUACCAUCGUUCUAAACUUCCACUUGACCCGACCUCCCACCAGUCCCACCUCGCCUAUAUUGGCCGUUUUUGAGUGUUCUCAUAUCAUUCUCAAUAGCAUCCAACCACCUAUUUUUCGGUCUUCCUUUUCCCGUCUUUCCUCCUACGUCUACUUGCAUUAUUAUUCUUACUACUAACUUUUGAUUCACCUCUUCUCACGACAUGCCCAAACCAUUUCAAUCUAUUUCCUCUCAUUUUUCUACUACUAAAGCCACGCUUAAGCUAUCUCGUAUGUACUCGUUCCUUAUUUUAUCUUCUCUCGUCACUCUACUUAUUUACCUAAGAAUUAUCAUCCCCGAUACACUCAUUCUUUGUUAUAUUUGUCUGUCUACCGCACAACACUUCAAACCGUACAGUAUAGUCGGUCUUAUCACAUUCUUAUAGAACAUACUUUUAAAACUCAUUGUAAGUCUCUUGUCACUCGUCACGUCCUUUCAUUUUAUCAUUUUGAUCAUUAAAUAUUAAUAAUAACAAAACAUUACAAACACAUUUUCAAACUAGUUACCAUCGAAUGUAUUUAUUUAAAACCAUCCAACAAGAUCUAUUUAUUUUAAUAUUUUUACACAAACAAAAAAUUAGUAAUAAAUAUAAUUACUUUGACAAUAUUAUUGAAUAUCGAAAAUGAAAAAAUUAGAGUUAAAAUUGAAUAUCUAGGUAGUCAGAAAAUUGUUUUGUUUAACUAGGCGAGAUAAAAAUAUACUAUACAUUUAAUUUAUCUAGAUAACGCACAUCAUUGAAUCACUAUAGUGAUGAAUAAUAUAUAAUAUAUUAACGUACAGUACUGAUUCAUUGAAAUGUUGAUGUCGCAGUCAGUGUCGCGUACAAGAAUUUUCAAUUUAUCGUGAAUAAAUCCUGUACAAUAUUGGUCUGUUAUCACUAAAUCGACAAUGAGAAUUUAAAAAUCCGAAUCUUUAGAAUAGAGCCGAAUUUGUGUUCGAUAAAUUGAGUUGUUUUCCUCAAGUAACUUGGAUGAAAUUUAUAAUUUCAUGAUAAAAUCCACAAAUUGUGUUGUAUUUUUGAGCCGAUGGCCAAUAAAGGGGUUCUGGCAUUGCGUAUACACGGAUUUUCGUGCAUCGUUUCGGAGGUUAAAGCCAUGUCUGCGUGAUAAACAAUAAUAAAGCAAACAUAUAAAAAAACUAAUUCGAUAUUAUUAUCAUUUUCAUAAAAUGACGGAUAUACUUAAACUUGAAAUACCUGUAUAUAUACCUAUGUACGAGUAUAAAAUAUUAACAUCGUUUGUUUAUUUCGUGUCGGCGUUCCGCUCGUGCAAUCGGCCAUGAUGGGAUGGUGAAAGCACCCGCGCUGCAAUAUUAUUGUUAUACACCUACAUUUGUCGUCGGGUAUUCACGUUUUCUACAUGAAACGAGCUACAGAGGCGAAUGGAAUCCUUUGACUGGUUAGAUAUGACAUUAUACGUUUAAAGUAGGAUAUCUGUAAAUAUCAUACAAUAUUCAACAUGCACAUACCUACACGGAGUCCUAAUGAAAAAAACUCAUCGUUUUAUAAUAUAUUCAAUGUACUAGUUGUUGGAUUCGAAUCUGACGACUAAGCCUGUCGUUGUUUUUCGUCGACUAGAUAGUCUUAGAUUAACAUUUCGGACACCAUAUAACUUCCUUGGAACUGUAUCGAAUUUCGGCCAACAGUGAAAAACACCGAAUAGCAUGUUACUUGUUGUUAUUAUUGAAAUAAAGUUAACGAUAUAAUAAACUAGUGAUAAAUAAUCAUAGAGCCAAUUAGAGGGAACGUUCUGCGUGUUCGGUACGUCAUAUUGUUAUUGUUAUUAUUGUACGCGUGUAGGUAUAUACGCAAAAAUAAAAAUGUACAAUUAUAAUAUCGAUCCUCGACAUUGGCGGCAGCGGCGGCGGUGGUUCAUCGUUCAGCGUUAAAAAUGCCAAGAAAAAAAAUCAUGAUUUUAUAAUAUACUAUAUUAAUUUGAUUAACAUUUUGGCAUUGGACAUUCAUAAUAUACGAACAAUGAACUGAUAAUGCUAUCAUAUAAUUUUAGUACGUCGAUCAAUGCGUCCUCCGCAGACGAUAUUCUGGCAAUCGCACAAUGUGAGUUCACGCGGUCCGGAGGACUCGUGUAGCGUCGGCGCAGGGAAGAGCAGACGCGGAUUACAUGUAUUGCCGUGAAGUAUCUAGUUUCCUACAUCCCGAGCGAUUUUUCAUAAUGUUUGUUAUUAAUCCGAUAUAUAUAUGGCGUGUUUUAAAAAUUGAUCACUCGCACUUAAUUGUUUUGAAUUUGGCAACAACAAAUAAAGUACCAAAGAUCCGUUGAAAUUUUUUCUUUUAUAUGCCAUGACGAUUCGGGUCGUACCAUUGGUUUUGAACGUGAACAAAAAAAAAUAAUACAAUUUUAAGAAAAUUCUAGAAAUCACUUUGAAAAAAUCGCAAUGAAUUUCAACGGUUUUUCACUAUACUCUGGCUAGUUUUGAAAAUAGCAUUAUAGUUAGGUUAUAACACGUGUUUAAAAUAGCUGAUAUAUUAUUGAUGGAUGCAGUGUCACUGUUUUAGUUGUGAAGGUACACAGAAUUAUUAAAUUUAUAACUAUUAGUGUUGAGAAAAACCAGGGUUUGCUGAAGUUCUAUAGAUAAAUCGUUGCUAAUAAAAUACGAUUCUGAGCAAUAUUCGGUGUUAUCCGAAGUUUAACAGACACAAAAAUAAAUCAAAAACAAAACAAACAUAAUGCAUCAUAGGAAAACCGAUACUUUCCUCGCUGUGAUUAAAAUCGAAAGGAGACUUGAGAUUUAUUACAACUUUAGGAAUUUUGUCGCCUUCUGUUACCUUUAAUUAUUAACUUGCAUACUAUAUUGAGUACUGCUUCUAUAGUGAGACGGGCUUGCAGGGGAAGGGUAUGCCUGUAAUACUCUGCGACGGAGUUUCGACAGUGUUAUAUACCCGGACGUCGGUUAAUGGACUUAACGCGCCGAAAUCGUACUUACGACCGUACUUGCGGUUUUUAUGACUGUCGGUACGACGCGAUAAUAUGCUCGGACUAUAGCAGAACAACACGCGUACAUAAACGGCGGUGGCGGCGGCGGCGGCGGCGGUUGUCCAACGUUUUUAUAAACCUCGGACCUCUUAAUGUCUUUGAGUUUUAUAAUAUUAUUAUUUUUAUAUAUUGCGCUGAUGGGCUAAUUUUAUGGCGAUACGACAUGCAUAUCAUUGAGCGCGAGUUGACCUAAUACUUAUCUCUAACUAAAAAUCCACAAUGACGUCACGUAGUCGUAUAGUAUAUAUUAUAAUACAACAGUGUAUCGCGUAGCGUAUACUUGGGGUUAUACAUUUAUAAUAAUCCACGAUUACCGAGGUUACAAGGCGAAUAUUUCAAUACCUACUUACACUGUUAGUAAUAUUUUAAAUUCUGAUGAGUGUGCAGCGAAAGGGCUAUUAUUAUUACUUAGAUGCGUUUUAAAUUCUGAGCGAAGUCGGGAAUAAAUUAUGGUUUUUUUCCUGUAUGUGCUUUUAAACAACUUUUUUUUUUUUACUAGAAAUCGUGUUUCAAUCAAAAACUUUAUUGGAAGUGUCUCGUAGCAUUUUUGAUUUAUGCCAUUUUUCUAGUGUUUUGAAUAAAUGGGAAAAACUGGCGAUUUUGCGUACAGUUAUUUUUUAUUUACAUAUUUUAUAUUGUUUUUUAUUACCCUGGCAACACGGUGAAAAAUAUGACUAAUAAUAUUCUGCUUAGAAUCGUGUAUCGUUAGAUAUAAAUAAAAUUAAUUUAUAUAUCUUCCUUUCAAACUUCUCUUCUAAAACUGUGGCACACCCAUCACUUUUUCAGUUAGUUAAUUCUAGAUUUCUUUUAUGUGCAUCAUAUUUACUUUAAAAUAUGUGGACUUCUUACUCUGUAAUGUAUACUUUAUUUUAAAAAAAAAGUCUAAUUUUCUAAAAAUUUCAAUAAAAUAAAAAAAAAACUGAUAACAAAUUGCGAUACACGUUGGUUUUUAUUUUUGUUAGUUUCUAGGAUACCUUGCAGGUUACAAGGAGAAAACCGCGACUAACAGUUAAUACUACUCAGCUUAAAUCGGUUUUUUAAUCGCAACGAAUUAUCGUCAAUUUUUCGAAGACUAUAUUACAUUUAAUUACCCUAUAGUAUAUUCUAUAGGUACUCUUAAUUACCUUCUCAUUUACAGUUGCCUACCAAGGGUAUGAAGUACGUCUAGCUUUUGUUGGGAUAAUUUUUAUAAUUGACAAUCUAUAUUCUAUAAUAUAUUUUGAAUUACGAUGGUAAUACGUGACAAUCAGUUUAAAAAUAAUUAAUUGCGAACAGGUGUGUCAGUGAUUAAUGACCAUUAUUAUCAUCUCAGUGAAAUAUUAUCGAGAUCAAUAAUCACUAAUGAAAUUUUACUCCCGGACAGUUAAUGAUAGGUGAGGGAGGGGUGAAGGUUAUAUUUAUUUAAUGCAAUUUUAUUGGGCGAGUGGGGGGGGGAGGAGAGGAGGUUAAAUAUCACGGGGGUCCGAUAUUCGAGGUUACUCCGGAUUAUUUUCUAUGCAAAGUGAUAUUUCACAUAAUACAAAUUUGUAUAAUUAUUCAAUUUUCGUUUUUAAUUUGGUUGUAAAUAUUUGUCAUAUAAAUGUUGAUAAAAAGCGUGUAUAUGUAUAAUCAUAAUUUUCGGCAAAAAAAAAAAGUGCAAGGUUGCUAUGUUGCCGGGGUAAAGUUAUUUUAAUUUAUUGUACGUUUUUGUACCGCAGCAAUGCGUAGCAUAUUAAUAAUACGAUAAAUCGCGGGUAACUUUGUAUGAAAAAUAAUCUCGGGCGAUUAUAAUAAAAUCAUUAUUUACAUUAAAAGGACGUUUACCCUUACAUUGCAUUGUACGUAUGUUCAACCGCGGUCUCUGUCUAUCCAACGGGCGCGGUACGGUAAAAUUUAUAUCGCUGCCUUAAGGUCAAACUCGGGGUUUAAACACCCCCGGGUCGCGAAGAGCGGAAUAUUUCAGAGAUACGCGCACAGUAUUUCACACGCAGCCGUUUUGAAAAAUACACCUAUAGGUAUUUAAUAAACGAGCCGUUGCGCGGUGGCGUUUUAAUUAUUUCCUUUCGGUGUAAAUAGCUGUGUUUCUAUUAUUAUCACGCAUAACAUUAUAUUGUUUAUUAUGUGUAUAAUUAAUAAUCAUAUUUACGAAAGAGCCCAGCCCUUGAAAGUAUAAAAUUCUCAACCGAACAAGUGUACAGGUUUAUGAACGUGUACAUAAGUAUGUACCUACUAUACAUUUUACUGAACCGCCGCCGUCACAAUGAUACGGUGGCGUAACAUUAUUCCCGUGUUGGGAUAAACGGAGAUAAUAAUCGGUUAUUAAUAAUUAUUGUGAAUCGGCAAUUCUAUUAGAAAUUGUAUAAAAAAAAAACAAAAAUCUUCUGAUUUCGGUGGUAUCUAUAACAGAAGUUUUUAAACUGUGGUCCGCGGUGGCUCUAUCGGUAGGUAGGUAAAAAGGUAUUCGAAAGAAAUUCGGUAUGGCGUCCGAGAUUUCUAAAAGUCUUUCGUCGUGGGACCGCGUGCACCAAAAGAACCACUGAUCUGUAUACAAUUAUUCGGACACAUUUUUAUAUUUUAUAGUAUUGUAGUCCAUAUAUGUAUUGUUGUUUGUAAACUGCACAGAAAGAAGAACAGGGAAUAAAUAAAGAAAAAGACUAAAAAUUAAAACUUUGUCUAUCUGUCUAGUAGGUUGCUAGGUGUAAACAUUGACUGCCCUAAAAAACCACGGGUUUCCGAGAAAGCUGCACAUCAAAAUAUAAUCAAUAUGAUUUCGUGAUUGCGUUUAUAUUAUAUCUUGAGUUCCGAGGAAAAAGCGCUCGAGUCAAUGUCGAUAAAUUUCCAAUACGACUAUAUCUGCAUAUUCAAUUUUUAAAAAUUUUAAACAAUUUCGAAAUUGUUAUGCGACCUAACUUACAUAUUAUGGCGUUCUAAAUUAUUGCCCAAGUCAGAUUAUUAUAAUAAUGACUUAUGUUUUUUCGUCAAACAAAAAGUGCAUCAUACCACGACUUUAAGGUAUUUUAAUUACUAACAUGUGUUAGAACAAUCAUACAUAAAUAACAUUAAAUUAACAAAAUUAUAAAAAAAAAAUGGCAAAAAUUGAAUAUAGUCCUCUCUCCUUGUAGGACCAAAUAUCCUAGUAUCUAGUCUCAAAAUAGUUGUUUAUAAUUUUAAAAAUUAAUACGAUUACGCGUAGAUUGUUUUAAAAGCGGUCUUUUUAUGAUAAGCUGUUUACAAAUCAGUUUUCGUUUUUAUAACACUCAUGUAUAUUAUAACACGUAUAACUGAUAAUAAUGAAUUAAUAAUUAUUGUUUUUAAUAAUUACAAAUGAAAUGCAACCUGUAUUAAUUCGUUUUAUCAAACUAAUCAGCAUAUCGUCAUUGUUUUUUUAAUUGGCUGAACAUUAAAAUCAAAAAUAAAAUAUAGAUUUAAAAUAAUAAACAAAUUGUGAUAUUAAUGCAAUAGCUAGUUAUUAUUUACUCGGAAGAGUACGAAAUUUGAUUUCGUUUUAAUUUCCGUAUUUAGAUUGUGAAAAUAAAAUGAAAUAUUAUUACUAACGUCUGUAUAAAUAUCAUGGUAAAUAUACAUUGUAUAAUCUCGGAUUAUAAUGCUACUGAAUGAUAAAUAAAAAAAGAAAAUUAAAAAAAACGGAAUCAAAUAGGUUUGUUUUUUUUAUGCGCUGGGAUUACGCAAGUGAAAUGAGUUUAAGCUUCAUCGGUCGGCAUUUGUGCGGUUGUCGACUUGCCAACAAUAUACUUUUGAGGUUAAGCCGAGUUCAAAACUUAAUCGCUCAAUUAAUAAAUCACAUUGAAGUACUUAAAUCGAACUUAUAUACUGUAUAUCGAAUGUAAUACAAUUACUAAUCAUCAUAUUAUAGUUCACAUUUGUGGAUGACCAGGGAAAUUAGAUAGGCGCACAAUAAUAAUAUAAUAUCAUAAGGAGCGAGAAAUCAAAAGUCAUUGCCAUUUGCCAGUGGCGUGACCAGGCUGAUAGUCCUGACAAGCAGAGCUUACCCAUUUGUUUCAUUGAAAUAUUCAAUUAUAAUCUAUUUAAAUUUUAUUUAUAUCUGGAUCUGGAUGUUUUUAAAUUAUUCCACGAUGAAAAAAAACGUGCAAAGUUGAGUUUGAAAAAUUAACAAAACUUUUCAAAUCAAAAACAAAUGGAUAUACUUCGCACGAUGGGUGGGCCACUGUAGGUGUUUGUAGGUGAGAAGUUGGGAAGGUAGAGGGAAAAUUUAAUGUAUAUCUGUACGCAAAGAUUAAUCAUUGUUUACGAAAAACGAUUUUGAGCAGAGUUCAGUUAUGCGUGUUUUGAAAGGCCGUAAUAUUUACGAUUUGUAAAUAAUACAGUUUGUACAUUUUCUCGUUUUUCCUACGUUUUUUUCUCGUUUUCCUCAUUUAUUACGAAAACUCCUGUGAAAAUCGAAAAAUGGCCUUUUACCGAAAUGACCGGAUACUUUUUCUUCAUUAUCACUUUUAGGAUUUUAAAAUAACAUUAAAGAUUAAUAUCCUGAAGUUGCCAACAAAGCUUUGCGUGUAUUUUCUCAUUUAUUAUGAAAAUUCUUGGGAAAAUCAAAAAAUGACUUCCUUAAAGUACCACCCCAGUCAGAUUUCCUUUCAGAAAAAGUGUUAUACCUAAAAAUCGGAGUAAAAACAUUUCUGGUAAAAAAGUUGUUGGUUAUUUUUAUUCUUGUAGGUAAAUACACGUGCAUGCGCGUGCGAAUUAUGUCGUUAUCUACAUAUUAUAUAUUAUGCAGUUUAAGUACACUUAUUUAUAUAAGAUAAUACUUACGGCGAGUUUUUUUUUUAUAAUAUGUAAACAUUUUUAUGUGCACUGGCCACAAUAUAAACAUAAAGUCACGAGUUUUUUUUGUUUUUUUUUUUCUAUAGAUUUAAGAUUAGAGACAAACGUGAUGUUGACCCGAUUUGUAAAUGAUAAUGAUAAACCAUGAUAAAAAUAUUAUAUUUUCCGUCGAGACCAGCAAGGUCUGAAACAGCAACUAUGGUAUAGCCGGCGCUUCUAUAUAGGUACAGUGGUACACGUUCAGGUCUAGUGCAGUCAAAUGAUUCAAAGCAUUUAUACACAAGCGGUAUUUAAUUUGGGGAAAAAAAAAUUUUACUAUUUUUUUUUGUGUAAAACAAAUAUACCUAUUUCAACGUUUUUAUUCUAAAGCCUCUACAAAUUACGUUUAUAAAUCAUAAUAAAUCACUUUUAGAACACAAGUGUUAUGUGUCCUACAGACAACAGUUUCACUAGAAUGUAAGCAGGGAGAGUUACAGUUGUCACGGCAGUGAUUACACAAGAUUAGUGUUAUCGAUUCAUUUUAUUUUUUUUAUCGAAUUUUUCCCGGAAAAUGGAGACCAUUCCGUUGUAUUGUGUCCAUUACAUUUUUUCCCUUUUACUUUUGAACAUUUCUAUACCGGCUUCAUUUAGACCAAUCACGAUCUCAAACUCGGAAAUUAGAGGUGGCUCUGUUUGCUGAUUAAUCGGAUUGAAUUAGUGAUUAAAUUUGGGUUAAAUUUCAAUAUAAAUUAACCCUGAUUUUGUGUGUUACGGGUAUUUUUUGCUUUGGACGUUUCUAUAUGGACUGAAACCAGGAAGAUGAAAAUUUGUAAUUUUUCAUGCCCCACUUCUAUCAUUUUUAUGAUCAAAUUUCACCAUUUUUUUGGGUAUAGUUCAGUAUAGUUCAGUAUCGUAUUCUAUAUUACUUCGAUUUAAAAUUUUAAACAUAAUUGUAUUUUAAGUACUUUUUGGUAUUUGAUUUUAUUUUGCCCUUCCCUGAUAAAUUUCCUGCGGGCGCCUAUGCCCACAUUAUAAUUAUUAUAAUCAUUAUUACAAUAUCUAUGCGUACCUUUAAUAUCUAAUAAUUAUUUAUGAUAAAAUUGUUAUGCAUGGUAUUUUUUGAAUUACGUUUAUUUCGGAAUAUUUUCCAUAAAAUCGUUUCCGCCGCAAUCAAACGAAUACCUACAUAUUUUAUGACGAAUAUCUGUAUAUAAUAAAAUAGAAUUUUGAUGAGUUAUACGUUUUUUUUUUUUUUCAUUUAAAAAAUGUAAUAAUAAUAAUAAAAAAAAUUACAUUUGGUCAACUACUAAUCUCUAUACCUAUUCAAGUACAAUAAAAUGUUAUCGAAUUCGAUGGGUUUAUUUUAUCGUUGAAAUGACAAUAAGAAUUAUAUUUAUGCAUUCGAAUGGAACAAAAAAUAAGUCAAUUAUGAUUUUAAAAUAGAAUAACAUAAACACCUAUAAAUAUAUUUAUUCCUGUUAUUGUGCUUACGUUGCAACCACCUAUAUAAUAUCGACCGAAAAAUACGUGUUUCGAUUAUAUUAUUCUUUAAAAGUUAAAAUAAUAAUCUGCCUUCAUAAACCUAAUAUGUAUUAUUUCAUAAUUGAAUAUUUUCAAAAGAAUCAGAUUGAAAUGUCAUAAGUUAUUUAAAAUCUUUAAGUAUACAUAUAUUUAGCAGUGUAACACAUAAUAGUUUUGUUAUAUUAUUACGUUUAAUAACAAUUUAAUCGCGAGAAAGUCGCGUGGAACUGUAUGUCGAGAAAAGAUACAUCUAACCCAUAGAAUAUAGUCUAGCUAUAUAUUGCUACACGAUACAGUUUUCUGUACUUAUCGGAAUUAUAUAGGUGUAUCUAUGGUAAAUAAAAUAUAUUCGAUGUAUUCGAGCGUAUAUAAAAUAAUAUUUUAGGUUUAUUGACUUGUAAUGUGUAUGUUAGGUUAUGUGUAGGUAAAAAUACUACGUAUACCUAUUACAGUAUACUUUGUCAAGUUUUUAUCACGACUAUCACGUAAACGCUAAACACGGAGUCGCUAGUGCGAACUACUGUAAUUCGUUUUUAUUUAAAAUUGUAUGUUAUUAUGCAUAUUUAAUUCGCAUUACCCUAAUGCAUUUUAAUACUUAAAUUUUAAAACCAAACUAACUAACUGCAGGUUUUAAAAAAUACAGAAAUGCGGGUCGAUAUUUUUGGCGACUAGUAGGAAUUGAAUAUCAAAUUAUACAUGUAAAAAUAUAAAUCUACAAGCUGGCCCGACAAUGCUUUACUAUUGCUAGAUAACAGUGUAAAUAGUAAUAAUAAUAAUAAUAGUUUUCUUGUUCGUGACAACCAAAUUGUCAUCCAUAUCACCAAGGUUCGACCAUGAAUAAACAAUUAGAUAUUCGUAUAGAAAAUACCUAAAAAUCUAUAAUUACCGCAAUUUUCGUAGGGAUUUACAAUUUGUUUUAAAACUAAAAUACAGCACACGUUACUCGCUGACAAUGUAGUUUUUCUAGACGAAAGAAGUUUUAAAAUCGGUCAAUUCGGUUUUUGAGCUUAUCCAUUACGAACAUAAAAACAAAUCUUUUUUCUAUAUAAUAUUAGCGUAAUAGAUAAAUUGUACGUAUUUUGUUUUACACGAAUUUAAUAUUUGAGAUGACGAUAAAUGCAUGUUAUAAAGACGCACACUAAUACGAAUCAACUUUGUUUAUUUUACCAUUUGUAUGGCCCAAUUAUAUGAUACAUCUAUCAUAUUAUAAUUUACGUUUAUUGCAUAUUAGUGAGUGCAUAGUGCAUGUAAUCGCAGUUUAUAAUAUUUAUAAAAUACAAUUUUAAUCGAGUUUGUAAAAAAUGUUGUUGUUUUUUUUUUUUUUUACGGAGUGACGAUGAGUUUACGCUUUUAAUAAUAUAUACUUAAUGGCUAAUAUACUAUAAUAAUAAUAAUAACAAUUUUGUAAAUCGCGUGCGAGUCGAUGAAACCGGUAGCCGCGGAGCCACAGACUACACACAACACACACACGUACAAUGUACAUGCACGAAGCAUAAUAAUAAUAUUAUUAUUAUAGACAAGACUUUACACUACUCGUACACCUCUUUAAAUCGUUUUAAACGAUUAUUUUGCAUUUCCGAGAGAGUAGACUUCGUACUUGUAUGACCGCCACGACCAAUUUAUAUUUCAUUGGACCAAUUAUUUGUAAGCGUCCUUACAACAGGGACGCACGUAGGUAUUAAUUAUUAAUUGCAUGUGUGUGAUAUGACACGACGUGCAGACGUACACACCAUAUAGGUGUGCAGUCGUUUGAUGGUAUUGUGUACAAUACUUAUUGUACAUAAAGGUUUUAUUUAUAUUAUACUUAAUAGAGUUUUGGAGGCUGAAUUUACAACUAAUAAUUUGAAGUUACGGUGUGACUCUUACAUUACAUUAUGUUUUCCUCGCUUUGGUCCAUCAACCAUUUCGAUUGGUUGGUGCACCCAUAGGCACAACUAAAGCCCAAAUAUUGGGAGUGCUAAAAUUACGUAACGAAAAAUAACCCGUGGGGGCCACGCCCCUGUACCACCAAAUGCCAUUUUUCAAUUAUUUAUGCGUCACAAUAACCAUUCUAAAACGAAACAAACAUGUUUUAUAUUUUACACGCAAUUAAAACAUUUUAAUAUGUACCUAAUAUUUAAUAAAAUAGUAUGUAAACGCAAUAGGUGAACACGGACACUUGACUGAGUAACGAGUACCUCGACAGUCGACAGUCCCAAAAUUAAUCUCACGGUUGGGCCGAUAAAAGUUUACAUUGAACGCAUGAAAGUAAUGAUAAUAUAACAGUAAUAUAUUAUUAUCAGUCCGUCGCAGCACAUAUCUAUAAUGGAUGUAGAGCUUUUUGAUGUGACAAUAGAUAAUCAAUAAUGGAUGGACAUAAAUAACAAAUGUAUUAUCUAUGGAUGUCACCCAUUGUCCAAAAAUAGCUAUCAAGCAAACGGUUUCUCCGUUACGAUAUUUGAUAAAAUAUAUUAUCAUAUUCAUAGAUUGUAUUAUUAUAUGGCAUUUGAACAAAAUAGUUCUAAUUAAAACAUAUAGACACAAAAUUGAUGGCAUUUUACUGUUAUCAUUAUUAUAGUUGGAAAACUGGAUGAAUAGGGAAGAGUGACAAAUUGUGUAUUUAUUUUCGAAUGGUACAUUGAUAACUCUUCCCUACUCCUUUGGCUUAAACUUUAAACGGUUAUUUAGUAGGUUAUUUUAAAAAAAAGCCUAAAUGAUUCCAUAAUAGUAACAAAAAAGAAAAAAAAGAAAUCGAAUUCACUUAAAAUCCUCCGGGAAAAUUGUCGGUUCAUGAUAAAAAAAAUCACUCUGUAUUUUAUUCAGUAAGAAUAUUUGCACCCGAUGACGCUUCCGUCAUAUUUAUAUAACACAAUAACGUUAGCUGGAAUUAAUUAAUUCGAAGUUACAGAAGACUCUGCGAAAUAUCGAUGCUGAAUAACAAAAUCUCGUUCAUAUCAUAUUGUGUUGUCGCUGAUCAAACGAUUCCUGCGCAUUGCGAGAUUUUUAUUCCGGGAACGAAUAUUGUUGGCCUUGACGGACGAUGUACUUAUAAAAGGAUUAAAAGGUGUAUUUAUUGCAGGAAGGGUCGCCUAUAUUGUAUUGGGAUAUAUUUUAGCUGGAACAUACAUUUUAUAUGGAAUGAGAAUAUAUGAAAUGAUGUGGUUUUCAACGUGUAUAAAAAAUUUAAUUAACAAAAUAUUUAAAAAAAAAACAUUAUUUGGACCAGACAUUUUAUGGAUUUAAACGACUUUGAACAUACAAAGAAUGGAAUUAAUAGUGCUGAACGACCAUUGUUUUGAACCAAAAUUUUACGGAAUUUUUGAACUCCAAUGCGUGUCUGUUACAUAUGUUUGAAUUCCGAUAAAUGGCUGUUCAAAGUAUUGUAAUGCCUUCAAAUGUCUGUAUAGCUAAACUAUUUACAAUUAAAAAUAAAUGUCUAUUCCAGAGUUUAUUGGAAUUUUAAUUAAUUUAAAUUUAAAUUUAAUUAAUAUCUGUACCGCAAAAAUAUGAGAAUCAUAGUAAAUAACUGUUUAAAGCAAUUUAUUCCAAUACAUGUCUGUAUUGUACCUUCGAAAAAACGUGUAUGUAGUGUAUUAACUUAUGUUUAGAGGCCUCUAUUGAAAAACUAAAUUAAUAAUUACGUGGAAACGGAUUCCGUGUACAUAUUAUGAAUAGCAAAUUUUCGCUUAUGUAUUACUUAUUACACAUGAAUUAACUAUCCGUGUUUAAGUGUUUUAGUGCUAUUCAUGUGAAUAAGUAGCGAAAACACGUCAAUAAUAACGUAAAAUACUCGUAAUAUAUUGUGUACAUGUGAAUAAUUUCACGUGUACACUGAUAUUUUAAGCACACGGUUUUAUAGAAUAAAAUGUUAAUUUCACGUGAAUACGUGAAAGCGUGUACACGUGAAAUAGGGAGCAUUAGUUUACGUAAAAGUGUAUGCGUUUUCAAAAUUUAAUUGGGUAGUAUUAAGAGCUACAUAAUUGACUUAAGCUUUUCUUUAUCUCUAAGACCAAAGGUAUAAUGAUGAACGAAUACGGAGUAUCCAAAUACGGUAAACCGAAACAAAAUUGAACGUCUGCACCCUUACAAUAAUAUAUUGAAUAAGGUUAAAUUUUAUAUCUCGGGAGCUACGGUCGUGUAUCCGUUUUAAGUUUAGGUUAAAUGAACGGACGGGAUCAUUUUCCACUGAAAACGAGAUAACGGUAUAUCUGUUUUCCUCCACUGUCCAUUUUUCUGAAAGGAAAAAAUAAGAUUCCUACUAUCCAUUUUUCUCCGAAUAUUUCUCUACAGGGUAAACAUUUUUUUUAAAAUUUUUCUCCAAUAUAAUUAAAAUUAAUUCAAUAAAAAAAAAAUUCCGAAAAUUCCUAUUUUCUGCCUGAACUAACCGUCUUAACCAUUGUGUACCGCAGUUAAUAUUGACUUGAUUUUUUUAAACUUAUUAAUUGAUUAAUAGGUAUAUAAGUAUUAUGGCUUGAAUAUAAUAAAAUUUUAAGAAUUUUUUUGGUCACAGUAUGAAAUGUAGAUAUUAUACAACAAGGAAUUUAAAUUAUAACUAAAAUAGUAACAAUUUCUCAUUAUUUUUAUGGAAACAAAUGGUCUAGAUUAGUCUAUGUUUGCUUUUUGAUUAUCGGGAAGAAUUGGUAUUGGUGGAGGAAAACUGUAGUAAAUUCUAAACGAAGUGAGGAACGUAUUGGUUUUACUAUGAUGCGUUGUUUUUUUUAUAUAUUUGUAAACAACUUCUCUAUCAAAAAUCUCGAAUCGGCGAAAAACUUUAUAGGAACUUUCCUAUAGAAUUGUUGAUCUAGUUGGUGUACUGAGAGAGGCUUUUUUUUUCUUUUAGUUUUUUUAUUAAAUGGAAAAACUGGUAUUUUUCGUAUAGUUUUUAAUGAUUACUCUGCUCAGAACCGAUUUCGUUAGCAAUGGUAUACAUCCUUCCUUAUAAAUCUCCGCCUAUAACAGUGACUGAGCGACAGUAUCGGCCUUUCUCAUUUUUAGAGGAAAAUGGCUACGAUCGAACGAAUAUAUUUUAUAAACGAAUAUUCGCAGAAAACAAUAUCCUACGUAAUACAAUGAUAUUACGUUGGAAACGUAGUAUUAUUAUUAUUAUUAUUAUUUUUUUUUUUUUGCAGAGUUUAAUGAAAUUAAAGUACGUGAUUUUCGAGACGAUAUUUUAUAAAAUAUAAUAACAAUAAUGUACGAGCUAUAUAAUACGAUACGUGAGUCGUACUUAAUUCCUCUGCCAAACGGCAAUUAGAGAACGUUAUUAACUGAUAUUGACGACGAGGUAAAAUAACGUUAUUAAUAAUCGACUGCGUUGCAGUAGUGAGGGUGCGGGGAGAGAGUAUAUUAUAGAAUAAAAAAAAAAAACAAAAAAUUUUCCCGAAUUUCCGUGAAAUAUACAAAUCCGACGGAUUCGACAUGUCGGUGUAAUAACAAUUCGCGGACGGCGUGUAUGCCAAAACUUGGCGUGAACAUUACAUGUAUUUCCUACUCGUGUAUCGUAUACAUUUUACGUGCAAUCGUCUUGUCAGAUUAUCGUUUAUUAUGCUCGCGGCGAGAUUGCAGGUCUAACAAUUAAAUAGACAAUGUGUAUACCUACGAUAAAGAAUAAAAAAUAUAAAAAAAAAAAAAAAAAAAAAACGUUAUGGUUUUUGUUUUUGUUUUUCAAAUGAUCGAUUGCGACCACACAAUAAUAUAUAAUGCACUAGUAUCUUGUACGAUCUUAUACUGUACUCAUAGGUAUCGAUGCGCUUUUUGUUGUUAAAAGAAAAACAUACACGGCACUUACAUAUUAACGGGCGGGACUUCCGAAUAGUUUAUACCAUCGAUAGUUGAUAUGAUAAACUGUUUUAUUCGAAUACCUGUUACUAUGAUCGAAUAUUUUGUUUCGGAAAAACUAUCCAACACUUUGAAAAAAUGUACGAAUUUUUUUUUUCUAUUGCCGAAUAGUUUUUGAACUACCAAACAGUUUGAUGACAUUCGAAUCCUGUCCACAAUUAUUAUAAGUAUAUAAAAACCACGUAGAUACGCAUACGGAUUUUGAUCUAUACUUAAUUAUGAUAGGUCAUUUUUUUUCGAGAGGGGGGGGAGAGAAGAAUGCGGUGAGGAAUAAAAUAUUCGCUAUAUUCUACGCAGAAUUUUGUGAUUUCGACGCUCAACGCAGUUUUUUGUAAAUUUGUCGAGACCAAGGAAAUCGGGAAAAUGAUCUUUUUAAAUGAUAAUUAUGCCGUGUUCAAAAACCUAUGGAUAUCCAAGAGAUCCUAGGGAUCCAUGAAUUAUAAAAAGUACUUAAACUUAUUACUUAAUAUAUUAAUAUACAUUAUAGUAAUGCUGUAAUACGAGACAUUCUCUCGCAUUUUUGAAUAUAACUGCAGUAGUUUCCAACCGGCGUUGUAAUCCGGACGAUGCAAAAUUUAUUAUUAACAAAUUUUCAACUAAACAUACCUUUUUUUUUUUUGUGUAAAUACAAAUUUAGGUAAGUUUUAUUUCGAUCUUGAUGAAAAUUUGCACAUUUGACGUUCAAAAUAAGAAGAAAACCGUUAACAAUCACUUUUAUCUCGUAAUUUAACCACUAGAGAGUGGCUGAUACAGGGUUUUUGGUAAUUUUGGAACGAGAAUUACAUUUUUUUUGUCGAUUUACGGGUAACCUUGACGAUACGGAUGUAAAAAAAAAAAAAAAAACAGUUAUUAUUAUUUAAUUUAGUUGUCACGGACAAGGGAACAGUGCCCUAUUUAAAAGAUAAAUUACCGGGCAGCAACGAUUUACUGCGCCAGGGAUAAAGGUAAGCCUGGGAAAUAUCGGGUACAUCAGCUAGUAAUAGUAUAAUAUCCGAUUCGAAUUUAGAAAAAUUACAUCUAACCUACUUACUGUAUACGCAUGCCUCUAGUUUAUAGCCACCGUCGGCCCAUAGAGAUAAUUUUAUUUAUAUAUGCAAAAUAGUCGGGCUGGGAAACACUGCAGGUGUGGUACAAUAUUUAUAUACAGGUAUUCUGUUCGACGACUAUAUUAUUCGAAAAUCUAAUAUUUUUGUUUGUUCAAAACAUGAUAAAUGAUGUUUAUUCAAGAGGCCUUUUCGGAAUAUUCCCAGCGAUGCGUUUCUUUUUUUUGGCGCGUAUAGACGUGUUUUCUGUGUACACUGCACGCGGCACGACAUUAAUUUUAUAAUAUUAAAUGCACUUUGUCGUAAAUGUUUAAUUACUCGACGCACACACGCACACACACACACGCACACGCAUAUUACAUAUAUACACACAAACGUGCAUGAAUUUAUCGCGUAUAAUGUCUAUGCGCUUAAAUACGUACGGCGACGGUGACAGUAGUAAAAAUUAAUCAUAAUCGGGAGAACAGAGUUGAAAUAUGCAAAUUCAUUAUGUAGGUGUACAAUAUUGCAAUGAUGCGAAAUAUGUAUAUCGUGUAAAAAUAUAAGAAAUUAUAUCUCGCCGCAAUAAUUGUGUUACUAUUGACAUAGCGGGCAUAGUAACCUGCGAUUAUUAUAAACCGGCACAAUGCCGUUCGUCGAUGUUUGUUUCAACGUAGGCGAAAGUGACACAACGUACUCAAGGGAUUUUUGUCAAAAUCCGUACGGAUAGAUCGGAUGUUCAACCGCGGGCGGUAGAAAAAAAAAAAAAAACCAUUUUGUACGCGAAAUAAUUUACGUUUAUUCGUUUGUUUUUUUCCGUACGCGUGUUUACACGUAAAACGCGUUCGGGUCCGAACGGUGUUUGAUUACUCGCCGUGAUGCGGCGCACGUUAUCGCGUCCCGCGGGGCUUUUGUUAAUAUUAUAUUAUUGGGACGAACUGCGCCGCGGCGUAGCCCCCGACAGCGGGAUUCGAAAUAGUCGUCGGCCGGAAGAGGUCGGCAGACGGGAAUUAUAAUUGAUCGUGCGCACGCUAUUGUUGCGCGCGAACGAAAAUCAUCGUGAUGCGCGCACGGGGACUAGACGGGCAACUCGGUAAUAUCGUUUCGUUAUCCCUUUACGCAUCCGGUAGCGCAUAAACGCACGCGUGUGCGUCGUGCGUUCUGUUCCGUCUCUCUCGCGUGUCCGGGCCGCUAUACGUAAUCGUUGCGCGCGUAGACAAUACAAAAUAACAAUCCUCCUCGUCUCCGUAAACCGUGCGGUACGUUAUAAUGUGCGCGUGCGCGUGCGUGCACUAUGUCGAGCAAUAAUUAACGGAGACGUUUUUCAACGCGUGUAGUAGACGGGACUGUCAACGACAAACUAGGUACUCGAACAUUUCAAUGCCGGCGCUUGGUAUGCUUACGGUCAACCGGUUAGACUAAACGGUCUGCCGCGAGUAUUUGAUAUUGACGGCGAUAACCGUAUCACCGGCGCUCGCCAAUCCAAUCGUAUUUGUGGCCAAUUAAAAUCCAAUAACAAUUAAACUCCGCACCGUGGGAGGACCACUGUUUCGAGUGGACCUUUGAUGGAAAAACAGGCAUUGACAACAGGCGUUUAGUUCGAUUACCGUUGGCGGAAAAAAAAAAAAAAACAUUUCAAGCAAUUGAAAAACAACACUUAGUGGAGCUCGACUCGUCAAGCAUUUCAAAUUUUUUAGGUCAUAAGUAAAGCUAGGGUGACCUAUUGGUUUUACUCUGGUGUAUUUAUUGUUAUUUUUUUUUAUUUCAUUUUUCUGUCUGCAAAUAACCUUUCUCCUAGAAACCUUGCUCCAAUUAAAACAUGACAGGAGACCUUUUUUGUUACAUUUUGGCUUUAGUUGGCAUCUACUUUAAAAAAGUCAUUUUUGCAAGUUAUCAUUCAUACUCGAGAUAAUGAGAAAAGUUGGUUCUUUAGGUUAAACAUAUUGAAAGAUUGUCAUUGGCAACCGUUUUUAUUUAUUUUUUGUUAUUAUUUAGUUUUCAUUAUUUUAAUCUUAUUUAAACAAUCAUUGCUGUCAUGGAAACGCAGUAUCACCCAUCCCCAGUAUAAUCUGUUUUUUUUUACUUUACUCAUAACAUCAUGACCUAAAAGUCUGGAAAAAAACGUCAAAUAAAAUACAACCAAACGGAAAAUCCAUAUCUUUUAAGUUAUUUUUUGAAAAAUUAAUGUACGUUUACUGAUUCACUAACGAAAAGAUGUUUUUUGAGAAAAAAACAUAUUUCGAUCUGUUUAGCCUAACCUGUUACUAAUACGAGUUCACACUAAGUAUCAUCUUAAUAAGUAAGAAGAGAUAAGCUCAAUUUAUUCUAAAAUAUAAGGAUCAAGGUAUUAUAAUAAGGUAUUCGAUUCAAUGAAAUAGAUAACCUGAUAACUAGUGACUAACAGUAUAGUAAUUAUUAUUGUAAUACCUUUAAUACAGUAAUUACCAUAAAUACUUAAACUACGGUACUACUGCAGAUUUACCAACUACCUGUUAUUUUACCAGCAGUUUCAACUGCCGGUAUUUUUCCGGUAUACCAGUAGUUUCAACCAGCGGUAUUUUUUCGGUAUACCGAAAAUACCACCAGCCCCACGAUAAACACACUUAUCUUUGGAGCGAGACAGCCUCUUCUUUAAAUCUGUACAUAGUUUUGAGAAAAGAUUUUUAAAUUUAAAAUUUGAAAAAAGAAUAUAAUAUUCAAUUUAUUUCAGCCGUAGAUGAAAAAUAUUUAUUCAACAUUAUUAUAUCCGUACCUUAAACUGGUAGGAUGUAUAUCGUGAUAUUAAUAUAUUUUUUAAUCAGCAGAAUUUAUCUUUAUAACGGUUUUUAAUAUUAUAUUACAUCAUAAUAUAAUAGUGUCAUAAUUUGAUUUAGUGCAGUUUUACAUUGUGCUGCAAAAAAAAAAAAAAAAAGUAUAUUAUUAUAAGAUGUAAAAUAUCUGUUUUUGUGAUAUUACUUUAUUGUAAUAAUGCCACAUAAACAAAACCGUAAACCGCCACAAACAAAAUUAUGGCAGGUUUUAAUCUUAAAAACAUGAUUAAAUAUGAUUUAAUGCGGUAGUUUUACGUUAAGUAAAAUGAUAAAAACGAAAAUAUUUUAAACCGCCGCAAAUCUGUGACGCUGAAUUUUGUCAUGAGUUGUGGUGGUUUAACAUUUUGUAGAGAAAAAUGUUGUGAUUCUGUGGGUAUAUUAAACGCAAAAGUGACAAAUUUAGUCUUAUGACAGUUUUGUUCUAAAAGUGUUGUAUACUUUAAAACAAAAAAAAAAAAAAACCAGGUACCUACAUACCUACUUAUUGCACCGUGAGUCUACCACUGUUGUAGUUCAGAAGUUUGGAAGCCAUUUAUUAGACAUAGGGUAUCUGAACGGAAAUCGAUAAAUCGGUAAAAAAGUGAAAACCUUCCUCUGUUAAAAUAACCGCGACAAAAUCGACAUAUACCGACAUUCGAUAACGGGGUGUUUUUUUUUUUUAAUGUUUAAGAAAACUUGUUCGCGGGGUUCUAAAAACAUUUAUUAAUUAAAGUAUAGCUACACAACCGUGGGUGGACAAUGUCGCAUCUUUUAAGAUUCUGUAUACGGAGUCCGAGCAUUGUAAUAAAAUAAAAAAGUGUUUUCCGGGAACAAUAACACACAAAUGCCACGUCUUAUAGUAAAUUGAAUCUAAUUGAACUAAUCGAACGAAAUAUAUCACUAAUACAUUCAACAUCUAAUAAUUUAUUUGCUACUACAUAAGGUAUGACCCUGUACUUUCCCGGAGAAAAAACUAAAAUUACGUAUUUACAUAUUGUUCUGAAAAUAACGUAUCAUCGGAACCGUUUUAUUUUACUGUAAAAAUAAUUCUUAUCAAAGUCUCAUCUUAUCAAAAUGUAAUUUUUCAACAGAUUAAUUAAAACAACAGUUUUACGAUUUAUUAGAUACCUGUUUGUCAACUAUUAUAUUAAUAUAAAUUGGUAAUUACGAUGUUUUUCAAUGAAAUUUAAUAAAAGUAAAAAUCGAUGUUUUAUAUAUUAUAACGUGGGUUUGUCGUUGAGUUCAAGUCAAUUAACCAUUUGCAGCGUAUAUAUUAUAGUCUGUAUUUUUCAAUUAAUUGUAUAUAUAUAUAUUUAUUUUUUAUGAUUGAUGAUGUAUAGUUCCAAUCAAAAAGUAAUUUAUUAAAUCAAUCAGGAUACAAAGUAGACUUUUAUUGUUUGAAACGACGACGUUUUGACCGAAAUCGAUAAUAAUAAUUGAUAAUUUAUACUGUUAUAAUACGUACAUCGAACAAUUUUCGGUAUCGCCGAAGAAUAAAAAAAAAAAAAAAAAUUAAGUGACCGUAAUUUAAGUUUGUGUACGGUUUUAUUCGGCUUGAAAUUUUGGAAUUUAUACGAAGUUUAAUCUCGAAAUUGGGUCAACUCGUGAAUAAAACGACUCGCCUCCCGGAUGGUAUUAAAAAAAAAUAAAUAAAACGAAAACAAAGCAAAAGGUUUUCUGUCGUAUUAUAACUAUUUUUUUUUUGUUUGUUGUUUUUUUUUUAAUUAAAAACUUUGUUUCUAAAUUUGAAAUAGAAAACUUAAUAUUAUAUAUGUACACAUAGGUAUAUGCCCAUAAAUAUUAUAUAACAUUAGUAUAUAGAAAGAAUAAAUUGGUUUUGACGAUGGUGGUGGCAAAUUUUAGUAUUUAUUAUUUUUUCAAUCAUUUUUCGUAUAAUAUGUGGAUGAGUAUUAUUAAUAUUUAAAAAGUAAACACCAAAAAUACAAUAUUGACAGUUCAAUAAUUCAAGGUUUCGUAAAAAAAAAAAAAAAAUAAAUAAAAAAUAUGACUUUUCUUUAUUAUACGUCUGUUUUAAUUUGAACGAGGGUUUUUUUUUUUUUUACAAAUCUAAUAAAACUAUUAACUACAUACAUUUCUAUUACAGAUCACAAAAUAAAAAAAAAUUAUUAGUUAUUCAAGAACAAAUAAUAGUGUAGGAAAUUAUAUUAUAAUUACAUGUAUGCAUCGUUGAAUUUCACAACAAUUUUCAAUUAAGAGCGUUGGAAACAGUUCUUCAAAUUUUUCCCGAUUUUGUAAAAUUGUAAAAUUACUUUAUACCCGAGUCUUAUGAGUAUCUUAGUAUCUUGAUACGUAUUUUCCACUAAUCUACUGCCCCCUGACCCAUGUAAGGAGAAAGGGCCGUUUUUAGGACGGAUAUGACGGUCUAUAGCUAAACUAACAAGCUACGGGAGUAAAAUUCACCCAUUGCCGCUAGUGCAAUUUUAAUUUUAAAAAUUUGUUUGAAUUCUUUGGACAAGAAAAAAAAAAAACCACAUAGUAAAACUGAUAUAUGUCGUGCUCCGCUGAGAGUAAAAAAAAAAAAAAUAAUGAAAAUAUUUAUCAUGGAAAAAGUAAAAACUUAAUAAAUGGAGUGAAAUAAUUUUCCGAAUCAGAAAUCGGACUACUCACUAGUAGUGCGUUCGUAUUCUUCCAGCUUAUUAUUGGUCUGAAAUCGAGACGUACGCGCGUCUAUCGCUUUCAACCGCUUUAAAUCCAAUAUUUACAAUUCAUAUAUUAUAUCCUUGCGAAACAAUAAAAUAUUAGAUCGCCUGAUACCGAAUUAAUACGUAAACAAAAUCGGCGGCGGAGGACUAUCGGCGUGACGAGUGUGUAGAAUAUUGUUUUGCGGGAAAAACGAGUAAAAACCAAAGUUUUCUUUUGCACGACGUUAUUCAUCGCAGUCUCUAUUCACUCGCUCCGUUUCUCUAUUUUACUAUUAUUUUAUUUAUAUAUAUUGCAUAUAUGUGACACUUUGGAGAACUACCAAAAUACCCACGCUUUGUUACACAACUGUGUUGCACACAAUGCAUACUAAAACUAAUGAAUCUCAAAUGAAACAAACUCUUGUUUGUUUUAUUAACUUUGGCGUGAUAAACUGUACGAAAAAGGUCGACUUUUGACGGGACGCAUUCUUUUUUCAAGGAUUUAAUUAAGUAUUUAUUACUAUACAGUAUACAAUAUACACAUAGUAUAAUUAGAUACCUGUUUGUAUACUGUUUGUUUUGUUUGUUAUUAGUUGGAUUUUUCGUCAGUGAGAGAACGCGAUGGUAUGUAUUUUUUCUCGAAUAACAAUUUUUUUUUUUUUUUUUUGGAACGGUAAAUUCCCCGACAGAUAAUUGAAAAAAAUAAUAACAUUUUUAAAUAAGCGUACAAAUAUUGCGAUUUCGAAUUGUUCGCGAAAUUAUUUAUCGAACUCAGCGCUAUACGUAGUAAUUACUUUAAAAGUUCGAACUAAAUUACUUUUAUGUAUAUUAUUAUUUACCUAUAUAAAUUAUUCUACUUGUUUUAAAGUGAUCGAACUUAAAUCAAACUUAAAUUAAAUUAUCGUUCAAAAACAUAUUUCUAACUAAAAUAUUUACGUCUGUAUAACUAAAUAAAAUAUUUCACGAAAUUUCAUUGAAAAUUAAAUUAUAAUGCGUAUGUAUAUUAAACUAUCAUAACUGAAUUAUAAACAUUAAUUUUGUGUACCAGCAAAUUUUAAUUAUAUAAUAUAUUUUCAUUAAACAAAACUUGUCGUGUGUUCAACAUGUUCAACAUCGUCGAACGUUUUUUUUUUUUUGUUUUUAAACAGUAUAAUUAUCAAUGUCAUUGAUUCAAAUUUAUUUAUUUGAAAUUUGGCCUUUGCACGCAAAAACUCAUUAAAACGAUAUUAUAUAGGUAACUGUGAUAAUGAAAACAAUUUAUAAUUAAAAAAAAAAAAAAAACAAACAAAAAACAGUGUGUACAAUAUAUUAGACUAUUUUAGAUUCUGAGUAUAGCGAAUAAGUGUUUUAGUUUUACUAAGAUGGUUUUUUUUUCUCGGAAAACACUUUGUAAUAUUCGGACAAUAUUUCAAAAUAUAAUUUUUUCGACAAAUUGCUCUUUUGUGUGUUUUUUUUUUCACAUACUUUUAGCGCGAAAAAUGAUCCGAUUUAUUUAUUUAAAUUGAAAUACGUUAAAAUAUGUGAGAUUUCCGUUUGGUGGUACUUAACGAGUAUUUAAGUAUUAAAACCGACAUCAAUUAUAACGAUAUACGUCGGUUUUAUUUUUGUUAAUUUCUUUAGGGUCGUUUAACGUUGGCUACGAGAGAGAAACCUAUGACUAUAAUAUUAUAACCUUACCAGAAAUUUACCAAUAUUCGUUCAGAAUCGUUUAUUGAUUGUAAUGAUUUGUCAUCAGUGAUAUUUUAUAAACUUAAUUAUUAUUCUAUACCUUCUAAAUUGCCCACACCUAUAAUAGUGGCCUACACAUAUGUUGCGAAAUAUGUCCGGCACUUGGAUUCUGAGCUAUGUGAGAAAUAUGUUGGUAGGUUUACUGUAGGUACCUAAGUUUUUUUAGAUUCUGAGUGGAGCGAAGAAGCUUAUGGUUUUACAAAAGUGUUUUUUUUUUCUGUGGACAACUUUUCUAUCAGAAAUCUUGCUCCGAUUUUUACAUGUAGCACCUUUGCUAAAAGGAAAUCUGAUUGGGGAGGUACUUUAAGCAGUUCAUUUUUUGAUUUUCCCAGGAUUUUUCUCAACAAAUGGAAAAGACGGGAAAUUCGGUACAAUACUAAACAAAUAUUAUUAAAGAUAACAUAUGAUGUUGAUUUAGUUAUUUUACCUUAAAACGACAUGUAUAUUGUUGACAAAACAUCAAUAUCAACCAGACUCUACCAACUUUUCUAUCAGAAACCUUGUUACAAUCGAAUACUUUAUAGGAACUUUCUUGUAGUAUUUUUGAUAUUAGUUGGUGUACUGAAGGGCAUCUUUUUCAUUUUUCUUGUGGUUUUCUUAAUAAAUAGAAAAAAACUGGUAAUGUGCUUGUACAAUUUAUUCUUAUUGUUUUCUGAGUUACCCAGGCAACAAGGAAACGAAUACGACUAAUAGUAUUCUGUACAGAAUCGUUUUUCGCUAGGAACGGUUUACUGUUGCGCGCCGAUAUAUGUAUAUUAAAUUACUCUAUUUAUAGUCACUUCCAACUUCCUUCCUACACCGGUGCCACAAACAUCGGCUAUAUCAGCCUUUAUACAUCCACACGUAUACUAAUAUACAUAUUAUUGGGUACGGUAUGAUGAUCUAAAACGACUUUAUUCUCGUCCGAUAUGAUAUUACUGUACGAUAAUAAUAUAUUACAAUAAAUAAUGAUGUUCAAUCACCGGUCAUGGCCGUAACGUCAUAACAGCGAGGUGCUUAUCUUAAAUAGGCGGGAGUUAUCGACACCCGUAUCAUAAUAAUAUUACGGGAGGAGAACGUGGUUUGUCGACGACCAUUGUUCGCUUGUAUUUAUCGUAACAAUAUCAUUUAUCUCAAUUAUCGAUGAACCACACGUUAUGCAUAUAUAUAUACAGACAUAUGCAUAAUUAAUAUUGGAGUAAAAAUAGCAGGCGAACGAUUACCAGUAGCGGCAGUGUAUAGUUAUACCCGAUGUACCACACGUGGGUCAUUAGCUGUAGUAUUACGACUAUACGAGCGCGCAGAGAUAAGACAGGACUCAAAGUGUAACAAAACGUGCAUGAUAAUGUCAUUCUUAUCAUCUCUCACAGUACAAUCCGAUUCGGACCGUUUAGUCUUUUUUCAGUUGUCUCGGGUAUCGGCUAAAAGUAAGCGCGGCACGGCGCACGCACAUAAAUAUAAUACCUACGCGCGCAGACACGAGCACACAUUAGAUCCGCGAUGAUCGAACUGUACGUCAAAUUCGAUUUACCCGAGACGUCGUUUCGUUUAGUUUUUAUUUGUUUAUUUUAGUUCCCGGCAAUAGCUUGUAUUGAAUUAAACGAAACGUUUCACUCAAACGGACUAUUACAGAAUAUAGCGAAUCGCGAUAAAAUGCCGAAAUUUUGCUGGAAAAAACCUGUUGUCGUAAGUACCCUGCUACUACCUCCCGCCGUCACGUAAACAUUUAAAAUAGGAUAUUUUUUUAAAACGUAUAAAUAAUCGGCUGUAAAGGAUUCAAAUCGAAUUUAUGUUAAUUAGGUAGGCGUAACUAAUCUGCGCACUUUUAUUCACAGUGUAUGAUGUUAAAACGUAAACACAUAACGAGUAUCUACGGGUAUCUUAUUAUAAAAUUUAAGUUCUGUGUCUCUGUCGGUCGGCCAUACAAAUCUACAGUUAUAUUCCGAUAUUGACGAAACUAUCUGCACGCCUUGCGUUCGAAACGAGUAGAAAAUAACUGGUUAUACUUUUAUCUUGAAAUCUGAGGGUAGCUGAGAUUUUUGGAAUGAAAACUGUAGUAUUUUUGUUGACUUAUGAUUGGUUACCUGGGCGACGCAGAUGAAAAAAAUAAAUCUAUUUUAUUUAAUUGGAUCGUCAUAGACAAGAAAGUAUCCGGGCAACAGCGCUGAACUGUAAUAGGGAUAAGGGUGAUGGAAACAGGGAGACACGUUCCUUUAUUGAUUUCUUUUUUUGAAAAAAUUGAGCACGAGAAGUAUUGGAUAAUUGAGCUGUAUUAUAUACACAAUUUACAAGUAGGUAACCUAUACACUUUUUCGCGUUUUUCAACACUGCGAUUUGCUAAAAUUUUAGCAGUAUAAUAAACCUGUCGGUAGAGCAAUAAUAGGACUAAUAAGCUAUUAUAAUAAACCAAUGUAAUCUACUCGUGUAUACGCACGAGUAUUUAAGAGUAACCGUGCGUAAACUGUUUAUAUGGAUGUAUAGAUAUGUUUAUACUUUUAAUUUAUUUUUUUCUCAUUUAUAGCAAUCAAUUAGGUACAGCGGUACAUAUAUUAAGACGUAUCUACAAUAAAAUACUUAAAAGCAAAAGUCUACAUUCUUUGUCUGCCAACAAUUAUUACUUAUUUUCUAUGGCCCUCUGUAAAAAAAAAGGUUGGUCACCACUGGUUUAUACAAUACAUUUUCUUAUAAAACUAUAAUUUCUCAUUCGAAUUCUAAAUAUGAUAUAUGUUUUAGUUCGUAGGUACCUACAUAUAUGUAAUCAAUUAAAACACACAGAACACGAAAAUGUUAAUACUGUGCGGAUACAAAACCUUUAUUAUAAUAACCUUAGAUAAAACGAAUGCACGAGUAAAGAUAAAAUAAUACGAUCAACUUGUAACAAUUAACGUUAGGGUGAAUAAAUGUAGGUCUUAAUUUCUGUAGAUAUAAAAUUUCGAAUAAUAUUUCGUGUUUAUAACUAUUUGUUUUUUGAAUAUUACAAUGUUAUUAUUAUCGUUUGAUGUCGAAUGUAACAUUUUUUUGACUCAAUAUAAGCUACUCAAGGACGAAUUAUUAAUAGUGAUCAUAAUACUACUUUUACUAACUAUAGUCGUCCCAAAAUUUGAUUAAAUCUACGUUUCGUUUGUUGUAUAUAUAUAAUUCUAAAUAUUCCGAAGCAUAAAGUGGAAAUCUACUCGGUUUGUAUAUUCAAAAAAAAAAAAAAACAAAAACAAAAACAUCAUUCACGAUAUUGAGGACUUAACGCAGGUUCUAUGUAAAAACUUAUAAAAAAUAUACAGCUAUAUAUGUCAAAACAACGGUUUUCUUACUCACCAAAUAGAUCCAAAAUGCAUUAAAAAAGUUCUUUUAUCAUUUUUCGAUUGAAACAAGUUUUCUGUUCAAAAAGUUAUUUACAGAGAGAAAAAAAAAAAUUAAAAAGACGGACAGACUUCGCACGAUGGGUGGACCACUGUUGUAUGUGAGAAGUUGGGAAGGUAUAGAAUAUAGAAGGGAAUUUAAAUUAUAUUUACAUGCAACGAUAAACCAUUGCUGACGAAAAUUAAUUCUGAGUGAAGGUCGGUGAUAUAUGUUUUAAAAGGCUAUAAUAAUUAUAUUUUCGUCAAAAUUGUUUAUUAAAAUUUUUAUAAAAAAAAUAUAUAUAUAUAUAUAUACAUUACAUUAAACUAAUUUUUUUUUUUUACCAUAAUUUACGACUUAUAAUAAAUCUUUUGUUAAAUUUUCAAGCAUUUCUGUUUAGUCUAACAAUUAUAUCCACAGAGUACCUACCAAAUACAAAUUACGUAAAAAAACUCGCAAUAUAACAAUGUCUAUAAAUAAUUGAAAAAAAUGGCUCAUAUGUUUUGAAGAGACAAACAUAAGUUUUCUUUUAACAUUUUUUUUUUUGAAUUUUAAAAUAAUUACAGAAGGAAAAAAUAGAUAUUUUAUGUCAUAGUAAUUAUGUGUUCAUAAAACAAAACAGAUGACAAUCGAGCUAUGUGCUUGUACAAAAACUUCGGGCUGAACAAUUAAAAUAUGUCAACUAUUUUAUCUCUUGUAUUUUGUAUGUGGUUUAAGUUUUUCAAAAUGCCUCUUAUCUGUACACAGAAUUUAAAAAACAUAAUAUCGUCUUCGCGUCUUCGCAUAAUAAAUACAAAUAACAAAAUAGAAUACUCACGGCUAUAUCGAUUCAGCAAUUUUGAAAUGAUGUGAGUUUUUUACGUAGAUACCUAUAUAUUAUAAUAUAUUACACUUAGAAUUAUUAUAUUUUGCUUUUAACUAACCAAUUAAUUUUGAGGAAUUAUAAAAGGUUACAUUUUUUCCCCCCACGAUGACAACAUUAUACAAAAAAACAUCAGGGCAAUGUAUAUUAAUUGACGAGAACAGAUGUUAGUUAGUUAUAUAUUAUGUUAUAUUAUUGUAUAUUAUCGUGAUCUCUAUAUGGCCAUCUGAUGGGUAAGUAUUACGUAAUCAUCUAUGCAGAAGAGGGCUGCGUAAUGUGUUGAUAUUUUCUGACGGGAGGAGAUGGGGUUUAGAACAAUAGAACCAUAUGCUGACGUUGGCUGUUCAAAAUUCGGAUUACCGUCUUUAGGCGACGAUAAAAAAUUGAAAGCGAAAAACGCAUCUGAGCGAACUUUGGUUAAACGUGUUUUAAAAUGUAAAUUUGACAAUUUUCAUUAAAACUAAAACAUUAAACGCGUAUAAAAAAUAAAAAUAAAAAUAUUGCAUACAUUUUCCCGGCUAUUAAGAAAAACAACAAAGUUAAACAUUUUUUAAAAAAUGACCUCAUGUACCAACUAUAGUGCUAGACAAAAAUUUUGCUACAAAAAAUACCUUUUGCCGUUUUUGUUUUUUUAGCAAAUUUCUGGUAGAAAAAAAAUGAAAACAACUAUGAUAAUAAAAGCCCGCGUGUCAUGGUAAAAACCAAUAUACAUUCCCCGCUGUGUUCAGAAUCUCAAAAAUGUUUAGUAAUUAUUCGAUGUAACUAUAUUAUAAUUGUACGCAUUUAGUUUGAACUGCAGUCUAUAACGGACUUAAUGGAAAUGCCCGACAUGUAUAUUACGAAUACUACAUAAUAUUGUGUUAUAAUUGUUUAAUUUUUUUAUUUUUGUCCAUGUUUUAACGAAAACACCAUUAGAUAACCAUUAAGGGACCUCCGUCACUAACAUUUGUUUUCUGUGUUUGCCCCACACGUAAUACUUAUAUGGCAAUAACAAGCAUUUCACAUUUUCACGAUUGCUACUUUCCGGUUGAAUUUAGGGCAAUGGGACCCAAUAUGCAUUUUCACGAAAAAAAAAUAUACAUUGAUCUUUCAAAUAAUUUUUGUAAUAUUUUCAUUUUCAUCGAUAGUUCCGCGUGUUUAAAUUUUUUUCUUAACUUGAACCGUUAAUAAUGAAUGAAGAAACGAAAGAUAUUUAUAGCAAAUCAUUUGCAGGAUCCAUAUAGUGCGAAUACUCUUCUUUAUAAAAUGUGUAUAUAACAAGUCCCUUUGUCCUAAACUCAAACAGAAAUGAGUCACACUAGUGGCUGUGUUGCAGAAAUGCUUUCGUUGCUAUAUACAGAGCGGUUUGCAUAACGUAAAACACUCUUUAUCUCGGAAAGUAUCAACUUUGUAUUAAUACUUAAAGUACAAACAUAUAGCUCCGAAUUAAAAAUGUCAUUAAAAUAAUGUAUUUUAUUAGACAAACCCUUAUCUAUUUAUGGAUUUUAGAUUCUGAGUGGCGCGAAGAAGCUUAUGGUUUUACAACGAUAUUUAUUUUUAUUAUUAUUUUUUUUGUUUUGCGGACAAUUUUUCUAUCGGCAAUUUUGCAUAGAUUUUCAAUGAUAGCACUUUUUCUGAGACGAAAACGGACUAGAGAGAUAUUUUAAGGAGGUUAUUUUUUGAUUUUUCCAAAAGUUUUCCCGAAAAAUGGGAAAAUAGGUACAAUAUUAAACAAUUAUUAUUUAAGAAAACAUAUAAUGCAUAUGUAAUUAUUUUACCAUAGUAUGACAUAUAUUUAUAUUGCUGACAAAGCACCGCUAUCAACCGAACUUCAUUUAGAAUAGUUUUUUCGAUAGCAAUGGUUAAUCGUUGCUUACAGAUAUAUGCAUUAAAUCACCGCUAUAAUAGUGGUUGCAUCCAUUCCCAUUAUCCUAGAACAGCUUUUUUUAACACCUGUUUCUAUUUUAAUAUCCAAAGUGGGGCGGUAAUGACGGUUUCGCUCUGAAAAAUAAACAAAAAACGCGCAACGUUUGAAUGUAACGCAUUUUAAAGCCGCUCGUUUCUCGGACGUUCUAAAAAAAAUUCACAAUUAUUACGCUCGAGACAGACGAAGGAAACGAAACAAUAAAUCGGUGACAAAGAAGACGCGUGCGUCGGGUCCUGUUGAUUACGAGUGCCACUUUUUCCCCGUACCCAUAGCCGUAACUAGUGGGGGGGGGGGGUGUACUAGGGGGGUCUUUUGCACCCCCGAGUUUAAAAUUAGCACCUCUAAAAGCACCCGAUAAUAGCUGUUUUAUAGCACGGAUCAAAUAUUUUAUCCGUGUAUUUCAUGAUUAAUAAGCAGAACGAAAUACAGAUUACCUACAGACACGCGAUGUGUAUAAGAAAAAAAAAAAAAAAGUCGAAAAAGUUAUAAUACAUUUUUGUAAAAAAAAUUGCUAAUGUCUAUAGUUUCUUACUAAAAACGCCGUGUAAAGGGGAUUGCGAAGUUGCCCCUAUAGGUCUGUGCUGUGUCUAUAGUUUCAACGCCCUCAAAGUUGGCGGUCCAGUUGCGCCGAUACGCGGCCGUACCGUUGUGCACCGUAUCAUAUUUUACGCGCCGCGCGUUCGUUACACAAUAAUAACGCACCGUGCAGGAUCGAUUGUGUGUGGUGUACGCACCAAACGAUUCCGUCGGUAUUCAUUAUUUAUAGGAACAGGAAAUGAAAACACCGCGUCAUAAUAGUCUACAUCAAUGGGACUCGUCUGUUUACAUUUUGACGGUUUUGAUAUCGUACCGGGAAGAUUUACUGCGAGACCCAUAACACUGCAGUGUGUCGGCCGCGUUCGUACGACGCGCGUUUUGUGCGUACCGCGUAUUACACGGGAGAAAAAGGGCGGUGGCGAUAAAAAAAAAAAUAUAACGAUUAUUGUUAAGCAGUAGCCAGCCGGUUGUAAUUUUUAUAAUAUCGUUUGUGUGCGUUUCGAUCUGUUUCAGAAAACGCGCGAUGACGUUGCAACGAUGACCUUCUGCGAGUCUUCCGAUGAGAAGGCGUCUCCUGCGAAGCUAACACGUCAGUAUGAUAUUAUAUCGUGUUAAAUGUCACAAAAACAUAACGUUAUUAUUAUUAUUGUCCGAUUGUCGCGCCGACAUUAUUUUUCGUGCGGUCUUCUUCGUCAUUAUUAUUAGUGUUGUUAUUAUUAUUUUUUUUUACCGGCGUUAUUUAACAAUGUUAACGUUAUUAUUGUUAGCGUAUCGGAAAGCGAUCGACAAUUUGGACAACGACCGAAAAUGGCAAACCGACACGGCCGUGGGCAAAAGGAUCGGUCUGUACAAGCUGAGCGGAGAGCUGGGCAAAGGAAACUUCUCGCAAGUGAAAACCGGUUACCACGAACUGACCAAAGGUACCCAAGAUAUAAAUUAUACCCAACUGUUACUUAUCUACUUACCGUCGUGUGAAGUUUAUCGACGCAAUCCGUCCGCGACCUUGACUCGAUUUUAUAAACGGAUCGGAAAAGACUAUAUUAAUACACCUAUACACGACUAUUUCGAUAUCAUGAUAUUUAUGCGUCUUGACACUUUAAUCGAUAAUACCAACCCGUUUCGAAAAUAACGCAAGCAUCUUUAUUAUUGUGUAGGUAGAGUGCUUUAGAUACGUUUGUUUUUUUUUUUCUUGCCUUCAAUAAAUAUUAUUUCUAUUCCCGUUUUACCGUACGUUCCGAUAAAAUCGUAUAUUACCCGUGUGCGUGUCGUACGCGUUUUAUUUUACAAAACAAUUCGUAUAGAAAGUGAUCAAUUUACUUUUUGCAAUUCCGUCAAACGCACUAUUUCCGUAUACUAUAUAAUAUUUUUGUUAUGUUUGUGCACUGGCACGGGGUGUCUCCCAAAGUUCAACGAUGUCCAAUCAAAAUGAUAAUCCACUUACGUAUAGGCACAUUUCGAAUCUCAAAAGUUCGCUAAUAUAUUUUUAUUGAUAUGGAUCUAGUUCCGAAAUUCAACGUCGCCCGCUCGAUUUUCAUCGGAAAUACGUUGAAUUCUACCGACUAUUCUGAUUGAUAUUUCUUAUCGGUUCUUAUUUGCCGUGGCCGACAAGGUGCCUUAUUAUAUUUGUUAAUAUAGCCUAAUAUAUUAUGUAUACUCGAUAAUGUAACCCCAUACGUUACAUACUUGAUAAUAUUGAAAAAAAAUAUCGUGUUCCAUUACCCAACGCAAAUGCGAAAUUUUUUAUGUUUCGGUGCCCAACAAAUUCCGACAGAUCCAUCGUGUAUAAUACAAUAAUUGAAUUUCGGAAGGCGAGUUAUUAUAAUAUUUGACUUGUCAAUGAUAAGAAUUUUCUCUACAAUUGUUCAUGUUCCAAUAUAAUAAUAUUAUUUAUAAAGAAAGUAUGUAUAGAUAUAUACGGGCAAAGUAAGAAAUCAGACAUUGUCCAAUUUUUAAGGGCAAAAUUGAAAUUAUUAUACAUUGUCUGGGCAUUGUAUACAGUGUUCAACUAGAUUUGGGCAUUAAAAAUAAAAUAAAACAACCUUACUAAGUACUUCAAUAAACAUAAAAACUUGCAAUAAACGCCUCAAAUAUUAGGUGUCUAUUAAUAGUUUUAAAAACUAUUAUCCAUUGAAUUAUUUAAUUAUUAAUAAAAUGUAAUGUUAGAUCCUAGGUAGGUAUAAAGUAUUAUAUUGUUUUUUUUUUAUUUAUUAUUACAUGCGUACAUUAAAAUAUCGAAUAAAAUUAAUAACAAUAAAAAUUAGAUAUUUGUUCCUAAAUUAAAUAGGUAUUUCACGAGUCGUGAUAUCAAACGAAUAAAAUAGAUAUGUCGGUAUGGGUAAUACGUACAAAUUCCAUUCGACACAAAUGUGCCCACUCGAUUCCGGGCAUCGUGCACAGUGACCGGGCGCUCUCGUACAAUGGUCAAUGUGGGUGAAAUUGGAGUAAUAAACAAAUUAACUAAAUUGUCCGGGCAUUGUACCACAAUGCCCGGAUUUCCUACUUUGCUCGUAACACACACACACACACACACACACACAUAUAUAUAUAAUAAAUAAUUUAUAUGUACACACGAUUUCUGUAUCCGAGAUUUUUGAAACAGUUCGCCGCCACCCAAACGAUUUAUGUUUUAUACUUCUGGUUGAAUACUAUUUAUUACCGGCUCUGACGUGCUUUACAUCACGGUAUUAUUAUUUAUGGCGAAUACAAAAUGUACGAAAGAAAAAUAUAUAAUUAUCACCACAAGACCGUCGCCGUCAUCUGUGCUAUAAUAUGUGAAAAAUAUUAUCAAUUGGCAUACAUUUGUAUAAUCUCGAUUAGGUGUUAUUCGUUAUUAUUAUUGUUGUUGUUGUUGUUAUUUGUUUGAAAGAAUAAAAACAAAAACACGGUAUUAAUGAUCGAACCUAUAAAAUAGUAAUAAUCGAAUUAUUAAAAUCGUUCAAAAUCAAUUAGUGUUGUAUUAGCGUAUGUAAAAAAUAGCGUUUUAAAUAAAUUAAAUUUGUCUUUAUGAUGCCGAGGAGGCGAAGAAGUGUGUAAAUAUUAGUAAAUAUUAUUUCGUAAGAGUUUUUUUAAUGUUAGUGGCGAAUUAUAAUAUCGAGCGUAGCGGUAGGAUUGUAUUAUUUUUACUAUAUAAUGUGUUUUUUUACCUUGUGUUUGUAAACGACUUUUCUACCAGAAAUGUCGGUCAAAAACUUAAUAGCAACUUUAUUGUAGUGUUUUUAUCUAGUUGAUGCAUUGAGGAAGUAUUUUGUUGAUUUUUCAGGUGGUGUUUUUAUUAAAUCGAAAAAACUUGGUCAAUUUCCGUCGACUUCUAGGUUACCUUGGCAACAAGGGAAAAUUACUAUUAAUAAUACUCUGGUUAGAAUUAUUUUUUUGUUAGCUGUUGUGUAAACAUAUAAAUUAUGUUACUCUAUAUAUAUCCUCCGUUCUAGCUUCUCUCCUAAAACAGUGGAAAACCUAUCAGUAGUCUUUUUUUUUUUUUAAAAAUAUAAAUACAUUAUUUUAUUAACAUAAUAUAUAAAGCAAUUCGUUAAAUUCGUUUUUAUUGCACAGAUAUAAAAUAUUAUUCCUUAAGUUUUUUUAAAUUUAUUAUUAUUAUUAUGAUUUACUAUACACAAGUAUCAAAACGUAAUGAUUCAAAGUGCAAACAACAACAUAAACAAAUAAGAUAAAACUGUAGUUAAAAAAAAAAAGAAAAGAAAAAAAAAAAAAGAGAAGUGAUACCGUAGGUAUAUAAUAUAUUUAUAAUAGUAUAGGUAGGUAUACGGUACAUACGUAUUACGUAUACGUACUAUUCCUAUGAAACGUAUUAUGUGUUCCUAUCGUUCGAUAUCGUCUAAUAUUAUGAUUAUUAUUGUAUAACACAUGAUAAUAAUAUUUUAUAAAAGAUAUCUAACAUAAAAAAAAAAAAAAAAAAAAAAAAAAAAAAUCCCGACUGCAUCAAUUUGCCGUGUAUAAUAAUAAUAACAAUAAUAAUAGAUAAUAAUAACAAUAUUAUUGUUGUUAUUGUACUCGUAUUAUGCUGUUGUGUCAUUGCGAUUGCGCGCGUUAUACCUAUACACCCGUGUAUUCUUUCGGCCGACGAUAACAAAAUAUAAUAAUGUUAUUCGCAACGGCAUUGUGGGAUCGAUAAUAUUGUGUUGUAUUGUGUAAAAAUUCAAUUUAGAUUGUUCGAAGUGAUCGAGACGUACACAAAGUACUAUUUGAUCAUGGAACACGCGGCGGCCGGAGAACUGUUCAAAAGGUUGAUAUCCGAGGGCAGAAUGCACGAAUCGGAAGCGAAAAACAUUUUCGCCCAGAUCGUGUUAGCCGUCAAACAUUUGGUACGAAAAACAAUAGCAAUAACAAUAUUUUCGGGUUGAAAAAAUUUAUUUUAUUUUCCUAUCACGUGUGUAUUGAUUUGAUUUCGAUUUGUUCCCCGUUGCGCAGCACGACCGCAAAAUCGUCCACCGAGACAUCAAAGCGGAAAACGUGUUCCUGAGCUCCAGAGGAGUUGCCAAGUUGGGAGACUUUGGCUUUAGCAUCACGGUCUCGAGUAAUUAUUACUAUUUUUAUUAUAAUUAUUAUACUUUUUUAUUUUAGAUUCUGAGCGGAGCGAGAAAUAUGCACUGGUUAUACAAUGAUGUUUUUUUCUUUUCUUUUUUUGUUUUUUUGUGAACACUUUUUACCAGAAAGCUUACCCCGAUUAUCAAACAUAGCACCUUUUCGGGAAGGAAAUGUUCUCUGGGUGGUAUUUUAGAGUGGUAAUUUUUUGAAAUUUAAAUUAUUAUUCGAGAUAAUGAGAAAAACCUGGUUCUUUAGGCUAAAAUAUAUUGAAAGAUUAAAAAUAAGGUUGUCAUUGGCAACAGUUUUUAGUUAUUUCUUGUUAUUAUUACGUUUUUAUUAUUUUAAUAUUUUUUUUACACAACCAUUGUUGUCAUGGAAACGCAAAUUGUUGAAAAAGAUAUGCGAAUAGUUACUUCAAAUCAUACUACAUUAUAUAAAAUAGUAGCUGCACCCACGUGCGAAGUAUGUCCGUCUUUUUUGUUAAUUUUUUCCGGAUUUUCAAUGUAACAUGAUCGACGGUGUAUAAAUGAUGUAUAAUCAUUAAUCACGUUUACCGACACAAUACGUAACGUACGAUAUAACAUUUCUUCAAAAAAUAACCGUUUUUUUCUUUUUUUUUCUACAACUAUUCGACGGAUAGGCCACCUCGAUUCUAAUUCUACGUAUACAAAAUAUACUAUACAUAUAGUAACUCAAACGCCAUAUUUUAACAUGGACGUUCGCCCAAGACAGUUCAAGGGGACAAAAUUAUACCGGAUUUAUUGUAUAGUUCAAACAUUGUUUUUGUUUUAUUGUAGUAAGUACGAAAAUCCAGGGACGGAAAUGUCCUUCUCUUGGCCCUCCUUUACCCACCUCCCGAACGGACGGCCGUGCAUUAUUUUAAUUCGGUAAAUAAUCUCUCUGCCAUAAUCAUAAUACUGCUGCAGUAAAAUUAGUAUAAUAUUAACUAACGCACGCGUUUUAUUCAAAUGACGCAAACGUGUGUUUUAAUUCCGUAUACAAAAUAACUUGCAUACGAAUCGCAAUACAUAAUAAUUUCAUUAAAUUAGUUCUUUCGGAGAUUAAUUGUAAAAAUCAAAAUAUAUGAUCCGUGCCGACUGACUGUAGUUAUAAUGAUAAAUAAUAAGGCUAACGGUAGCAAAAAAAAAAAUAAAAAAACCUAAACUAAACCAAACGCGCAGUUUCGAUAAACUUUUUCGAUCCGUAUACAUAGUAUAUUGUUGUUCGGGAUUCUUUAUGCGGUAUACGUUUCGACGCCGUUAACAAUAAAUCGAAAACGCUCGUUUUCGCGAGAUUUGAAGAAUGUUUUAAUCCGACGUACAGUUGAAACGUCCUCGUCGUAGUAAUUUUUCUCGAUCACGUCCAAAACGGUCCUAUACAAUGACUAAUGGUUCGAUCCGUCAAAAUCUAGUGUUAAAAAUUCGUUUAAAUACGAGCACGACGACGACGAUGGCGAAAAAAAAGUGUCUCGUUUUCUUCACGGUAAAAUUAUAGAUCGGAGAUGAAUGGAUUUUUUUUUUUAUUCUUCGUUGACGGUUAGAAAACGUAAUACAAUGUAAUAAAUAAUACGUUUAUAUUAUUGUCGGGAGGAUGAUUGGAUUUUCACUCCUCGUGAAAAUAAUAUUUUCCCGUCCAGUUUUCGCGGACGAACGAGUCCGUGUGUCCAAUUUUCAAAAUUUUAACCCCAAAAAAGGUAGCUGGCACAGCAUUUUUGAUAAGACGAAAAUCUAAACUUUGAUUUUUUUUUUUUUUUGUUGAUUUAUGGAUUGUCUCUUAAUGUCACGGACAAAAAUAAAUAGUUAUUUUAAUUAAUUAGUUGUCGCGAACAUGUGAGUACUCGACAGCAACGGUUGACAGAGACAGGGGUGGACACGGAGAAAUAAAAGAACGCACGUUUUUUUAAUUAGUUUUUUUCGUUUAAUACCGUACGCGAGCAAAGCCGUAGUACUUUAAUAAAACCAUUUUUGUUUUAAGAUUCUGAGCGGAUCGUAAAUUGAUUUUACUAUAAUGAUAUGUAUUAUAGAUGCUCCUAUUUAUGACGCUCAUUAUCUCGUGUGUGUAUAAAUUUCUACAAGAAAUCUUGCUCUAAUAAGAAAAUGACAAAAAAAUCUAUUUUGUUACAUUUUAGAUCUAUUCGGUGCAUUGGUGAGAUCAUUUUUUAAUUUUCCGCGUAGUUUCCCUAAUAAUUGGGAAAAAACACAGGGGAAAAAAAGGAAAGUUUACGGAAAUAUUGGUUUCAUUAUUUCCCACGUUGUAAUUCGGUUAAAAAUAAUUGUAAUUUUCACAAAAUACUUAUAUUCCCCUUUUCUAGAAGCGGUAAACUGCUCAAAGGUUUAUUGUGUGGAUUAAAUUGUUCGACUAAACAGAAACGCUUGACAAUUUAACAAGACAUUCAGGAUAUAGGGGUAUUAUGUGAUUAAUGUAGUACUAGUGUUAGACUUAACGGUAAAUAAAAAAAAAAAGUCGAGCGUAACGUGGACAUUUUUUAUAAGCAUUUUAAGAUCAAAUUUCGACGAAACCCGUAAAAAUUACGACAUCGUUUGAAAAUUUGUAUAAUCGAACUUCGCUCGAAAUCGAUAUUCGUGAGCAAUGCGGUUUAUCCUUGCGCACAGAUAUAAACAUUUUAUGUGUCCUACCAUGCCAACUUUCCAUCUACAACGGUAUCACAGCUAUUGAUUUUUUUCUUUUGUUUACAGACGAUGAAAAAUUAGAGACUUUUUGCGGCUCUCCGCCGUACGCGGCUCCCGAACUUUUCCUGGACCAGCGUUACGUCGGACGUCCCGUCGACGUGUGGUCGCUGGGCGUGCUGCUGUUCUUCAUGACCACGGCCACGAUGCCGUUCAUCGGCGACAACAUGGCUGGGCUCCGGCGGUCGAUACUAGCCGGGCAGGUGGAUCCACCGUCGUGGAUGUCUGAAUCGUUGGCGUCGCUUAUAGGUACGCAGAACGCCCGAUUUAGAUAAUAUAAUGUGUAGUUUUUAUUUUUUUUUUUUUUGGGGGGGGGAUCGAGGCAAGCCAUAACUGGAUACGAAGAGGUGAAAUUGCGAUUUAAAGUGUUCUUUUAAACUAUACGAAAUUCGUCGUGACAAAACAGAGAUUCUUUUAACAGGGGAGGGGGGGGAAUCGCCCGGGAGCGUUAAAUUUGAUGGCACUUAUUUCGCGGAAUGGGUGGCAAAUUUUCGCGAACCAACAUAGUAAAUCGUCGACCUCUUUCAAAUUUUUUCCCUGGUUAUGUUUAUAUAUUUAUGCAUAUAAGCACAGGGACGGUAAAAUUGUAUUUUACCCAUAAUUAUUUAUUUUAUUGUAGAUGAUUUUACAAUACCAAAUAAUAAUAAUUUAGACAUUACGAAAACGUCAUAAUCGCGAGAUCACGGAUUCUCAUUGAUAUUAAAGGCAUGGAUAGACCACUACUAUGCACUGUACAUUGUUGUAGGCCGCGGUCCAAGAGUGAUGAGCAUUAGUAACGCUUUUAGCAUAGGAUAGAGGAGAUAAUGCAAUGCGUUUUUGGCCCUUUAGUGUUUUGUCGUUGGUUUUAGUACUGCUAAAUGUGUAUAGGCAAAUGUUCACGGGUCUAAAAUUAUCUGUUCGUAUAUUUAAUAUCUAUGCGGAUCCUAUACAGAUGGUGGAUCCGGUGGGGUAGGGGUCGCUCGAGGCGUAUUACACAUUAUUGGCAAUUCUCCUUUGAGCGUAUUAUUGUGAACACAUUUUGUUUCUUUGUUUUAGUCGUUAACACCGAUUGAAAGAUGUGUCGCACACAUACAAAUAAACAUCAGUAUUACUAUAGCGUGUAUUGUAAUAAUAAUAUCAUCGUUGUGGAUUUGAUAUACCUGUAUGACUUUUGAAUACCUGCAUAAUAUACUGACGCGCGUUAAUAUUUCAAUAUUCCUAUAUAGGUCAUCACUUUUACAAUAUAUAUAUAUAUAUAUAUAUAUAUAUGUGAACCAAUCGAAUGACGUGACGACGAUGUAGUUACUAUUUCUUCAAUAACUUAUAAUAUACUCAUCCAAUGACCUCGCGUAAAGUGAAAAAAAAAACCCCCCGACGUAGGGGAUCUAUUCUCACCACCUCAGACCUCUUCAUCAUAAAAUCGGCAUUGAUAUUAACACCCGCGUGCAGUCUUGACGCAUACAUACGUAUUAUAUUGAUUAAAAUAAUUCGUAUUAUAUAAUAUAUUGCGGUUCGUUGCUCGGGUGCAAUACUUACUCGACCAGUUACAGUUUUAAUACAAUACGUAUUUAUAAUAUUAUUAUUACGUACGCGUAGGAAUGUAUUGGUUUUACUAUGACGUGUUUUUUUUUUUUUUUAUUUUUUUUUUUCUAUACCACGAGUCCAGAAAUAUCGCUCCGAUUUUCAAGCGCAUAGCAUCUUUUCUGGAAGGACAAUUUGUCUAGUUAAUGCAUUUAGUGCAUCUAACUGCCUGGUGCAUGAUUGUUCUUUGAUGUUGCUUCUGGUUUUUUAAUAAUUAAAAAAAAAAAAACCGCAAAAAAACUUAGGAAUACGGGAAAGUUUCCAGCAAUGGUGAUUUAAUUUUGUUUUUUGUUAUGAUUCGGUCGAAAACAAUUCUUGAGGUCUGAAAUUUUCACAUAAUACUUGAAAUAGCCAUUUGAAUAGGCGGUACAAUUUUCAAAACAUUUCUGAGCUAUUUCAAGUCAUUUGAAAUCGAUGACUAUUAUCGAGCAUGGACAUAAGUUAUAUAAAUCUAUAUGCAUCCUAUUUUAAAAACUUUUCGUCUACUAUAUUUGGCACCCACCUGUAAACAGUAUCAGCUCUUUUGUUGAAUUAUUAUUGAAAACAAUAACUCAGCAGGCGAUCGGGUAUGGGUGAUUUCCGUUAGAGACAAUAUCGUAUUUUUCGCGCAACGAGACGCAUUCGCGAUGAACUUCCGCAUAGAAGUUAUAAAGCGAAUAAACGAAAUUCUGGCAAAUUCUGGUCAGAAAACAAGACGACCGUAAAUAUUUUUUAUACAUUAUAAAUAUAGCUCUCAUCUUGAAGAACCGCUGCAGUAAAAAUAAAGUAAAACUUGUUGUCAUGGUUUAAUGCCGGUAUAAAGAUCAAUUCAAUUUAAAUUCAAUACAUUAUUAUGAACUAAAUGUUUUUCAAAACAUUAAGUUUUCCGAAUAGUUUUGAAAAACCCAGCCGUUUCAUUUUUGAUUUUUUCAGUAAUUUAUUGUUUAAUUGUUGUUUGAGUAUUUAUGUAAACGGAACGAUAAACCGUCAUAAAUUCAUUCCGUGUUACUAUAUAUUACGAUUGAAGUUAUGCACCGGAUUGAAUAUAUUAUAAAAAAACAGUAUUUAAACGUCAUAAUCGUAUUUAACGUGAUCUGUUGACGACCCGCCAUUAAAAUAUAACGUCUAAAACGGCCAACACAAAAAAUUCGUAAAUAAAGUCACGCAUACAUAGUGAUCCAUUUAAGUGGCUGUAUAAAAUAUUUCUAAAAAUAAUGACUUACCAAAAAAAAAAAAAAACUAAUUUGCCAAUUUAAGAAACAAUAAGCAGCUCUGUUGCGUUAAUAAUAUUUUUGUCACGUUUAUUUUCGGAGGCGAAACUACUAGUAGUUUACUUUUGAUAACUUCAAAUGGUAAUCUGUAUGAAAAAUGUCAUAAAUAUACGGAGGAGUACGAAUUUAAAUAAAUGACGGUGUUGAAAUUAUCAAUUUAUGUCGAACCGUUGACGAGAUAUUUCACUUUUACGUUUGAGUUGGGCAAAGUAUAAUGAAACACUAUUAAAAAAUGACGCCACACAAAUCGUGCACUUAAAUGUAUCACUCGGUAUACAAUCAUUGUCACGCCACGGCCGGGUUCGUUUCAAGAUGUUCGUCGAGGACGUUUCAUAUGUUUUUGUUUUUCAUUUUUGAAAACCACUGUCGUUUAUAUAGUUGAAUAUUAAUUAAAGAAAAAAUAAAUUUCAAAAAUGAUCAUUGAGACUAAUACUGUUUUAAAUAAUAAUAAUAAUAUGUUUUUAUUUUUAAACAUUUUUUAGACCCUGAGUAGAACGAAGAAUGUAUUAUUGGUUUUACAAUGAUAUUUAUUUAUUUUUUUAUGUGAACACUUUUUCUACCAGAAAACAUACUCCGAUUAUUAAGUAUAGCACCUUUUCCGAAAGGAAAUUUUCUCUGGGUGGUACUUUAAAUAUAUCAUUUUUUGAAAUUCUUAUUAAUAUUCGAGAUAAUGAGGAAAACCUUGAUAUUUAGUUUAAAAAAGAUUGAAAGAUUAAAAAUAAGGUUGUCAUUGGUUACCGUUUUUGUUUAUUUUUUGUUAUUAUUAAGUUUUUAUUAUUUACCAUAAUACGACGUAAUACCAUAUAUUGUAUUGUCGGAAAAGCAACAUUAUCAACUGAGCUCGGCUCAGAAUCUUUUUUUUGUUAGCCAUGGUGUAUCGUUGCUUACAGAUAUACAUUGAAUUUCCGUCUGUAGCCUAUCUUCCCAAUGAUGACUUCUCAAACAGUGGCUGCACUCACGUGCGAAGUAUGCCCGUCCUUUUUUUUUUUAGUUUCAAUCCGAAACUAUAAAAUCUUAAAGGUUAAACCGACAUAAUAUUUUCUAUGUCUGUCUCGCGCUAUAAUACGAGCAUACAAAACAUAGACAUUCCGCACUAUCAUCACGGUUGCGACUUAUCUCCGGUUGAGUUUAGCGCGAAGGAGGGACUUAUAUUAUACAUUUUAAACGAUAUUUUUUAGUAUUUUAAUUCGCCAUCAAGGUGUGCGCGGUUUGAAUUUCUGUUAAUUUUAACCAUUAAUAACUAAUGGAAACAUGUAUAAAUGGUAAUUCAGUCAUGGCGUAAUACUCUUCUUUAUAAAAUCUAUGACAGGUCCAUAAGUAUCCAUAUGUCUAUACAUUAUCGUGUAUAUGUUUUCACUCUGUAUAACGCCGUGAACUAGCUGUAGCCGCUGUUGUAGAUUUAGAAAUGUAUUAGGUAUUAUUGGUUAUUUAUCGUAAAGCUAUUAAUUAAAUAGAUUUAAACCAUAGUUUUAGUUAUAGUUAAAGUUAAAUAGUCGUUUGCUUUUACUAGGGCAAUCACACCGUACGCGCUACGAUAGUCCAAGGGAAUAGACUAGUUAUCGUGUUAUUUGUAAUAUUGUGUCUACUGCUCCUUACAUUAAUUGUAAAAUGUAUGAUAUUUUAUAUACUAAACUACCAAUGCCAGGGGGUAUACCCAUCUCUUAAAUUACGUGUGGCAACCGCCACACCUGAUAUAUUGUAGGCUCGGCGCCACUCGCUCUGUGGGUCCAACAUGGAAUACACGGUCCAAAAAGGUAUCCUUCGCUAUCACGAACCACACACAACUGACCUCGCUGGUUGAUUGCGUUUUACAAAAUAUUAAUCCGAUAUCGCAGAUUAUAAUUUAUUUUAUCGAAUGUGCGUUUUAAUGUACAUGACUACUCUGUCAGUAAUGCCUGCGUAACGUUUACGGAUAGGUUAAUAAGUAACCCGUGAACGGACAAGUUUUUUACAUAUUUAUUGAGAUAAUAUAUAUGACGAAAAAUUAAAGGCAGCAUUUCAUUUUAAUCGGAUAAAGCGCGAUAUUUACCUAUAGCUGUACUACGCGUUUUGUACCAUGUUAAAAAAAUCGGUUUUAUUCUAAAGGAAAUUAUGAAUUUUUGUUCGAAUAAAACACAAUAUCCGCUAAAACACCUUGAAAACGACCGCAGCGGUAGCAGCGCAGCGGUGGGGCCGCGUAUUACCUACCUAUAUAAAGUAUUUGCCCCCCCCCCCAAAAAAAAAAAAAAACAAUAGUCUAGAUGGGUACGGUCUUUGCCCUCUAGUACAAUAGUGAGACGAUUUUUAACUGCGCGAAAAUCGAUUUUUAUAUAGGUACUAUAAUACGCGUAUCUAGAUUCUCUAAUUACGAAAAUUCGUCUGACCGCGACCUUUUUUAAACCCGUAUAUAUAUUUUUUUUUUUCAUUAAAAAUAUAACCGGUUAUUAUAUUACAGUCACAUAUCUUCUGUUCAAAUGAUAUUCGUAAUAAUUCUGGUAGAAUAAUAAGAAGAAUACAACUUUGUUUGUAUAUUAUAUCGUCUAAAUUAUAAAAAAAUAUCCAUAAUGUGUUCGGCAUAUCUAUAGCUUAUACGUAUAAAUCUAAUAAAUUGUUAUUGAAUAAAUCGAGUUUUUUCUUGUAAAUUUGGCUAAAAUAUAUAACUUCAAUAUACGAUUGCCAAAUAAACACUUAUAAUUAUUGUGUUUUUAAGCCAAUGCAGAGGAUAUUCUUCCAUCCUGCGCUCACCAUUGUAAGUUGGCAUAAAAAAGUAUUAUUCUUACACAUUUCCACUUACAAGAUGACUCGGACUGUGCAAAAGGGGGGGGGGAAGAAAAAAUGGUAACUGCCCUAGAGCGACAAUGACAGUUAGUACGGUACUAAAGAUAGCAAUAAAAAAAGCUUGUCGACACGACAUGACUUUUAUAUUUUAUGAAUACGUACACAUAAUACGGUAAUUGGCGAUAAUAGCCAAUUAAAAAAUAUGUCUAAAUGGAAAAAAUUGGACAUUUUUUCUAUGGUCAUUAUUACCUAUGAUUAUUUUUAUUUAUUAUUACCGUUAUUAAGACCAUAAUAAAAUAUGUUUAAAGCACAAUAGGAAAUAAUUAAAAAUAUAAUAUCAAAUAAUUAAAUAUUCUUUUAACAGAGAAAAAUAUGACCACGGAAAAAAUGUCCAAUUUUUUCUUUGGACAUUUUUAUAUUUGACCAUAUUUUCAUCUUGUCAUUCUGGUAUAUGGCAUUUUUUUCUAUGGUCAUUUCUAUGGCACACCUCUGAAAGAAUAGCGAUACAAAUUAAAAUAUGCAAAUAUUGGAAAUUUGAAUUUUAAUGUUCCAUAAUUCCUCAUGUUCUAUGAUUUUGGGAUGCAACGUUAUUCUGGGUAGAAAAAUAUUGUGUAAAAAUAUAAAAUUAGGUAAAAAUAUAAAGUCACGUUUCAGAAAUGUCAAUAUUUAUGCUGGAAACUAUAAUUAAUUUUAAGCAGCCAUUCGAGUACAUACUAUUUAAAAUAAAAAAAAAUCAAGUACACCAAAUUAUAAAGAAUGAAAUACUGUAUACCUUGAUAGUAUAACUUGAAAAUCAAAUUUCUUGAGUUGUGCCAGUAUUCGUUCAGGGGUGCGACAUUACCUAUUAUUGUUAUGCAAACAAUACGCGUUAUUUGUUUUCGCAAAUCAAUAUUAUUCGUAUAGCCGUGAUUGUAAAUUCCGUAGGAAGGGACGAGAUGAGAAGGGCCUGACAGGACAACAGAAGAUAUUAUUAUUAUCUAUAUUUUUCAGUUAAUAGCCAUCGAAACGCAGUUUUUUUUUCAGUUAUUUUUUCUAUUAACGACCCUCGUCAAAAUGUCGAGUAUUCUCCUGGUGAAGGGCACCCAUCCGGACCUUAGCGUCACUAAAACUAUUGUAUAAUUCGUUUACUACUCACAGGAUCCAUGCUCAAUACGUCACCGGACGACCGAUUCGGGGUCGACCAGGUCCUCAAGUCCGACUGGCUCCGCGAGGCAUCCGCGUACCAGAGCCGGUUCAACAACAACUCGGUGUACGGUCACUGGUGCGCGUACCCGACGGUGGUGCAGGCGACGGCCGACGGCUGUGCCACGGCGGAACUCACCGACACCGAGGCGAACGCCAGGCGGUUGCUGGAAUCGCUGGGUAUAUCCAAGGGCAUGCUCGAUGAACACUGUUCCCGAGGGUCGAGGAGUAACGUGGUCGCCACGUACCGGAUUGUGGUCAACCGGCUGCUGCAGCAGCGCAGGCUCAUGGGUCAGCAGCACCAGUCCAUGUCUUCGUCUUCGUCGACGACGGGGGCGGCUAACCGGAAACCGAUCAAGACCAAGUCGCGGUUGUGCGCCAUCACAUAA
This is a messenger RNA of Cinara cedri, 69217 nucleotides long. NCBI's taxonomy places the organism in Eukaryota, Metazoa, Arthropoda, Insecta, Hemiptera, Aphididae. The record is from the annotation of a GenBank genome assembly.